Messenger RNA from Pelobates cultripes (western spadefoot toad), 49531 nucleotides. The record is from the annotation of a GenBank genome assembly. Lineage: Eukaryota; Metazoa; Chordata; Amphibia; Anura; Pelobatidae.
AUUGAGUGUGGCGGAAAUACUGACACUUUCUACUUGUAUCGCGACACAUAAAGCGAAAAGUAAUAGGUUUUUGCCCAUAGAGUUGUAGUCUUUUCUUAGCUAUGACUACAAGGCUUAUGAUCCUUCAGCAGCCACAUUUCAACAAAAUCAACAGAGGUGCCAGCGAUUUCUUACUAUAUAUUUAACUACCACCGUAUAGUAUGCACAUUAUUACUGUAUUUAUAGCUGCUACAAAGUAUGUUCAUUCUAUUGAUUCAUUAGUGAUAUUAUUCCUGGAUCUGUCUGUAAGGUGGGCUAAGAUGAUGUCGUCAUCAGUAGGCGCCGUGCUGUGAUUCCCAGAUCAGCCAGCAGCUUGCAGUGAGUGGCAGCAGGAUGGGCAGCAGGAGAGCUCUGCACUAUGUGCUCAAAGUGGGAGACAGACCGGCGACUGUCAGCUUUUACAGAGACAUACUGGGGAUGAAAGUAAGGGCUGCAUUGUUUGUUACCUUUAAUGUAAUGUCAGGUGGCAAGUUCUGGCUAUGAUAAGGAUUUUCCGAUUAUUGCACUUUCGCUGCAAAUAAAAAAAGGAACAAAUAAACUGUAAUAGUACUAUAUUUACUUAUAUGGGAUAAUCUCGUAGUGUGUGUAUAUAUAUAUAUAUAUAUAUAUAUAUAUAUAUAUAUAAUAUAAUUUGUUCUUUCUUUUUCUCUUAAGAACACAACCAACCAGAUACAAAAUUAUAAAAUAUUGAUACAUACCAUAUUCGAACGAAUAUUAAAGGGUCACUAUAGACUUGGAAUUAAACGAUUGUGAGUUAAUGCAUAUAAAUAAUGCAAAGAUAAUAUUUUUUAUUUUUUUUAUUUUUUUUAAACUCUCUCUUGAAAGCACUUUUACUAAUAAGCUACAAAAAGGUGCAGCAGGGAAUCCACUCCCACUCCAGAAAGAGGUUCUAUUAUGAGUCUGUUAUUUUGGUCUUUUUUUUUUUUUUUUCUCUCCAUAUCCAAUUAACCAUUCCCCUGCUAUCAUGCUAGAAUAGAAUACAAAGUCUAAAUUAAACAGAUCUUGCAAUUAAGGAAGUGUACACAUUAAAUCUAUCUUUACAGAAAGCGUUUAGGAAGGACACUAAGUGAUUGAAUCCUCAAAGGGACCCUGUGUGCUGAGACCCUUUUGCACUUGGUGUUACAAUAUAAAACAUUGUAGUUCCAGAGAACUGCAAUGUUUACAUUGCAGCUCUAAGACUGCCCUCUGUGUAUCGCCCCACUGGGGGCGCUUCCAGAAUCCAAACUGACUGUUGGUCCGUUAUCUGAUGUUGGAUGUCCUCAUGGACCUCCAGCGUCCGAUUUCCCCCAUAGGAAAGUAUUGAAUAAUGCUUUCCUAUGGGGAGGUUUAAUGCAUGGGCGGAAGCCUUACUCAGUGCCGAGGAGCAUCGGUGCUGGAUUCAGGUAAGUGGCUGAAGGGGGGCAUUCCAGGCAUCUUUAGUGCCAGGAAAACGGGUUUGUUUUCCUGGCACCAAAGGAUCCCUUGAAAUGACAGAGAAUUGAGUAGUGAGACUGCACGGGUGCAAUCUAUACACAAAAGAUGCUUCAUUACACUAAAGUUGUUUUGGUCAGUACCUGUAAUUCAAAAGCAAGAGAGUGACCGCUCUACAACACCGUCCCACUGUGCUUUUAUAAAAUCUAAAAGAGAAGACAUUCUUACACCCUAAACCCUAAAACAUGUUUUAGUGGUUUGAAGUCUUCCUUUUAUAUAACCAAACUUUAAUGCUGUAUUAUUAAUUGUUAUACCGUUCCCUCAAAACAAAAUUCCUAUUGUGUUUGUAAUUUUGUUCUUUUGCUAUACGUCACAGACUGCAACAUAUAUUGCGGUCUGUAAAUAUCAGCCACUCAGAAAAAUGUGUGCAAAAUGAUUAUAUAUUCAUAAGUGAUCACGUGAAAAGAAAAGUUGUAGUAGAAAGCUCUUUGUAUGACUUUCCCUUUGUUACUUUGUCAGCACUUUGCAAGAUUACUGCAGAAUCACAUGACAAACAAAAACGUAAAGUAAACAUAUUUAGUCUUAUGAAAUUUGAUAUAUCCUAAAGGUAUUUAAAUGCUGUUUUCUUAAUCUUGUAAGCCUCACAAAUCAGUUGUUCACAUGUUAGUAAAAAGACUCUUUGUCCCUUUAGAAGUGCCACUGUUACUUGUUUUUUUUGGGGGGAGGGGGUUUUGCAUUUUUUUGCAAAGAUGCACAAGGUGACAUUCCUCACGGCAAUCAUUCCUCAACGUCAUCUAGGAGCUAUUAUCACCAUCAUUGCACCCUCACACAUUAUACAAGAGUACAAUAUGGGGUCUAUGGAAGAUCCUGCAAGAUACUAAAACAAUAUGACUAGGGGCUUUCCUUUACAAAAUUGUUUUGGUGUGUAGUACAUAUUUAAAGGGACUCUCCAGUGCCAGGAAAACAAUCUAUUUUCCUGGCACUGCAGGUCCUCUCUCCCUCACACCCCCCAUCCCAAGUUACUGAAGGGGUUAAAACCCCAUCAGUGACUUACCUGUACCCAGCGCCGACGUCCCUCGGCGCUGGUUCAGGGUCCGCCCACACUCCUCCCCCACGGCUGACGGUGGGGGAGACCUAGUGCACGCUUUAGACCUCCCCAUAGGAAAGCAUUAAUAAUGCUUUCAAUGCUUUCCUAUGAGGAAUUUAGCGACGCUGGAGGUCCUCACAACGCGGAAGUGCCCUCUAGUGGCUGUCUAGUAGACAGACACUAGAGGAGGAGUUAACCCUGCAAUGUAAAUAUUGCAGUUUAUGAAAACUGCAAUAUUAACAGUUGUAGGGUUAAGGCUAGUGGGAGUUGGCACCCAGACCACUGCAAUUGGCAGAAGUGGUCUGGAGAGUCCCUUUAAGUAAACAAAAGCUAGCAAACAAAAAAGCACACUACUAUAAUACCAAGGACCACGACAGACAUGGCCUUGAAUCUCUGGGUUAAGGGCAGUGGUGUAUAGUUCUGGGUAACACCUUGCUGGCUUUGCCCUUCCAAUAGAAAACUUACUUUAAAAGGGAUUCUAUAGUAUUUGGAAUACAAAUCUGUAUUCCUAACUCUGUAGUGCCCUCUGGUUCCCCCUUCACGACCCCACCCCAGCAUAUAAAGAGAUAAAAAAAUGUUUUAUUUACUUACACAAUCCCAGCUCCCAUGUCUCUCUGCACCGGGUCGGCAGUCCGAAGUCAGCAGAUGAGGGUAGCUCAUGCACUGCAAGCGCAUUAGGCCUUCCCCAUAAGAAAACAUUGAGACUUUUCUAUGAGGUUUUUACUAAUGCUGGGUGUCCUCUUGCACAGCAUGAGGCUGUCCAGCGUCAGUUAGGCGACCUGGAGUCCUGUAAACUCCUCUCUGUUUUACAUUGCAGGAUUAGGGAGGACCGGAACACUUCACCCAGACCACUUCAAUGAGAUAAAGUGAUCUGGGUUCCUAUAGUAUCACUUGCAUAUCUCAAGUGGCACUUUGAGGGGUCCAUCUUGGGCAUAGAAACGUGAGAAAUUAUGUCUGUACAACAAUCCCAGCUAGAUAUGCAAAUGUGCGUAGGCAUUGUGUUUCAGAAUUCAAACUGCAUUUUUUGCAGUUACCCUUUGCAAUAGGCUCUGUUUUACACACAGCUUUUUAAAGUAUGGGCUAUAACCCAAAGCGAAAAGAAACCAGACUUUGACUGUGGUUUUUCCCUUUUAAAUAGGAAAUUUUGUCUGUUUUAUACCCUCACUCUUGAUACAUAGGGGGUAAGAUAGAGAGAGGAAUCCAAUUGGGAAUCUCUUCUGUUUAUUCCGAUAUUCUGGAGCCUCCUCUCAUUUAUGGUUAAACCCUUAAAGGACCACUAUAGUGCCAGGAAAACAUACUUGUUUUCCUGGCACUAUAGUGCCCUGAGGGUGCCCCCACCCUCAGGGACCCCCUCCCGCCCGGCUCUGGAAGGGGGAAAGGGGUAAAAACUUACCUUUUUCCAGCGCUGGGCUGAGAGCUCUCCUCCUCCUCUCCGCCUCCGUUCGCCCCGCCGGCUGAAUGCGCACGCGCGGCAAGAGCUGCGCGCGCAUUCAGCUCUCAUAGGAAAGCAUUUACAAUGCUUUCCUAUGGACGCUGGCGUGCUCUCACUGUGAAAAUCACAGUGAGAAGCACGCAAGCGCCUCUAGUGGCUGUCAAUGAGACAGCCACUAGAGGAUUAGGGGGAAGGCUUAACCCAUUCAUAAUUAUAGCAGUUUCUCUGAAACUGCUAUAAUUAUGAAAAAAUGGGUUAACCCUAGAAGGACCUGGCACCCAGACCACUUCAUUAAGCUGAAGUGGUCUGGGUGCCUAGAGUGGUCCUUUAAACACUGCACAUACAUACUCUUACCACCAUGAUCACCACUUCAAAUAACUGAAGUGGUCAUGGUGGUUGGAUUAACCCUUUAACUUUUCACAUUUUCUAUAUUUUUUUUUUUUUUGUAAUUCAGUUCAUUACAAAAUAUUGAUUUACUAGUUGAGCAUCUAUAAGUUACUUUACACAAUAGCUUGAUAAUAACAUGUACUCCCUUUAGUUUGUUACUUACACUGCGAAUUCAGUGGAUAUGUUUCCUUCACAGGUCCUACGACAUGAGGAAUUUGAAGAAGGUUGCAAAGCCACUUGCAAUGGGUAAGAACAAUAUUGUUAAACUAUAUUCCAGAGAAUGCCUUCAUUACUGGAACAUUUAAAACACGCUUUAUAAAUCUGACUCCUGCACAUCUGACAAUUGUACACCGCAUCAUUUCUAUUUAAUUAAGACUAAUCUCAAGCAAGCAAAACUAGUUUUAAAUGUGAAAUAUAUUUUAUGUUUGUAAAGUUCUGUGGAUUUACUUACAGUCAAAUGGUAUUAGUAAAUGUGCAGAAUGUUUGACUGUAUGCCUAAAUUGAGUCUUUCGUGUAGUCUGCAAUGCUUAAAGUGGCACUCUAAGCAAUUAAACCACUGUACAUGUUGCCAAGAAUCUAUGGGCUCUCCCCACCAUUAUAGCUGUUUCUCAUUCCAGUUGACUUGGUAAUGCAGAAUUUACACUUCUACAUUACAGGUACCAAUUUUGACAAUUCUGUCUGAAAGUAUUGGGUUGGCUGCACACAAGUUAUUUUUUUUUUUUUGUAUGUGCACAUUGUACAGCAAUCAACAAGUGUAUCGAAGUUUUCUAGUUCAGGUAGGGAGCAUGUUGCUGAGAUACCAUACGAUUACUGAUGGGAUCAUCAAUUCAAAGAAGGCAGUAUGAUCAACUAGCAUUCUUACAAUAGGUUGAUUCUAUAUUGGCAUGGAGGCUGCCAUUCUCCCAAUUGUGUAAAAUGAGCAUUAUGUCCCUUUAUAUGUUGGGGAAAAUAAAUGACCCUCUGUUCGUGUACAUUGAACUAGUACGUACUGCUUAAAACAAUGACAGAGACCUUGUGACAAUACAGACAUUUGGUAUGAACCAUCAGAUGUAUUAAAUUGUAUGUAAACCUUAUAAACAAAGUUUCAGCCCUGCUAUUUUGUAUAUCAAAUAAUUAAAUGGUGAACACUAUUAGUGCAAAUAUAGCUCACAGAUCUGUAUCAAUGGGAGUGUACAGUAAAUGAACUGGGACAAACCAUACAAUAACAAUAUGUUCCCUGUUGGGUAAUUCUGCAUUUUUGUUUAUUUUGCAGCCCAUAUGAUGGGAAGUGGAGUAAGACAAUGAUUGGUUAUGGGUCUGAAGACAGCCACUUUGUUGUUGAACUAACCUACAACUAUGGAGUUGGGGAGUACAGGCUAGGUAGUGAUUUUAGGGUAAGUAUGUAUUUUGCUUCAUUAUUUAUAUUAUGUAAACAAGAAAAAUAGUUCUUUUUUUUUUUUGUAGAACUUGCACAAAUCAUGUAAUAGUUGUACAAUUAACAAAGCGUUGUGGUCACCUCAUGUCACACACUAAUGCUGCUCUUUCCGUGCUCAGUCUUGUUUACUCUGUAUUAAUAAACUUGAAACUUGAUUUUACACUUCACUGAAAUGAGCGUAACCGUAGUGUUAAAGGACCACUAUAGACACCCAGACCACUUCAGCUCAAUGAAGUGGUCUGGGUGCCAGGUCCAACUAGGAUUAACCCUGCCUGCUGUAAACAUUACCUAUGGGUUAAUCCAGCCUCUAGUGGCUGUCUCAUUAACAGCCGCUAGAGGCGCUUCUUACUGUGAUUUUCUUUUUUUUUUUUUUUAUUCUUUUUUUUUCUGUGCAAGGUGUAACAAUACGCUUGUACAGCCACGACAGCUGUGACAGGCCAAACAGUAACAAUGUUAAACAUCAGUGUGGCAUACAAUUGACAGCACAAUUUUAUGGUAAUUAGGUGCAAAAGUCAGGUUGGUGCAUCUUGUUUUAAAGGACAUAGAGAGGUUAAACUAGUGCAUCUGUUUGAGUUAGGGCAUGAAGAGAACACGUUUGUUUAAGUAUCUAAUAAGCUCAUUGCCUCCUGUAUAGUAGGUCCUAUAUGCUAUUAAUGAAGAAAAGGGAAAGGAGUGGUAUGUACAUGCCAUUUUUAGACUCAUGAAGCGGUAUGGUAAAUACGUUUUACGCUCAAACAGAGUAUGCUGACUUAUAACCUCGUACAAGAUACAGCCAGCUCCCUAUGAGUAAACAGUGUAUAGGGUUACAGAAUAAAAUUAAGGGUAAGCAAUAAAAAGAAAAACAGCAUUUCUGGGUCAUUCCUAGUUUGUCAGGUUCCAGUUUAGCGACCGUAUAUUUUCCCUUUUUGAAAGGAAUGAGUCCUGACACAGAUAUUUAAGCAUCUGGGUUUUUACCAUCCUGCUUAGGUAGUACUGUGCCAUACAAGGCUUAAAGGUCAGGCCUAGAGAUACCAUAGGUUGCCUUUUGUAUUUUACCGAUAUUCGCCCUUUCUAGUUGGCCAGGAGAGGACACUUAGUUAGUAAAAACAUUCGGGCUAGACGAUCCUGGCCAAGGGGUACCUAUUAAGCUAAACAAAAUUAACAUGUCUUUGGUUUGAGCUCUGAGUGACUAGUUCAGAUAACUAUUUGAAAGAGUCAAUUAGUAGUUAAGAAACUUAGGUUGGCCCAUAUGACAAUUUUCAGAGGUGAGAGAUAAAACUUCUGGUUCCUGGCUGGCAUGUAAACUGUCAUUCUGUCUGUGGGCUGGGAAUUAUGUACGAAGAUACGUUGUAUGGGGCUUAGUUGAGUAUGUUGUGGGCUAUGUGUUUGCUCAGGGUAGUGUUGUGCAUAAUUAUCGUGUAAAAAUUGAGCAGGUAGGAGGGAAGCCUAUGCGAUUUAUGUGGUGGAGUCUCAGCGAGGUGGUUACUCUGUGCAGGUUAAUUUGAUGUGUGCACUUUGUGGAGUGUUGAUUGUGCAUACUAGGGGUAAUGGGUGUCGAGUGCUGAGUGGGCAGGCAAUGUUAAACGCAACGUUGAACUGAGAGUGUGACUUAAAGUAUAAGUGGGGGUUGUAGUGCGCUGCCUUCUGGCAGUGGUGUACGUUUGUUAUCUCGCUGGGAUCUGGGCAAAGAGAUAGGUAACUGCAUAACAAAUUAGGUCUAAAUUAUAGGCAGUCGGUCGGACUAAAAUUAUCUAACACUUCCUAGAAUUGUAAGGUCCUCCGUGGGUGAUUACCAGUCCUGGUGUGUGCGGGAGUAACUGUGCCAACAGUAGGGUUAUUCCUGGCACGUCUCACAGUGAGCAAGAUGGUGGGCUACGAAUAGUGAGUGAUUCAUUCCUGCGGUAUAUACGGUCUUCAGGAAAUGUCUCGCAGUGGGCUGAAGGAGCAGGCGAGGAGCUCUUCAUGUCAUGUAGGUCACGGUACCCUAUGUGGUAACUGCGGCAUAGGAGUCCGGCGUCGAGCCCUGGGGGAAGAAAGGUAUGAUCCAUGUGUGUGCCGGGCAGCAUGUCCUGCGGUAUGUCAAGGGCCCAUAGCACGGCUGGAGCUUCCUGAAUGUCCCGGAUGUUGUACGUGUCCGGCCCCUGCUGUACCGUGAGCGUACGGGGGGUGCCAUCUGUAGGUGAAGUUGUGUUUCUGAAGCAGAGAGGUGAGCGGCUGGAGUGAUCUACGCCACACUAGUGUGCCACCGGACAGAUCAGCAAAGAAGGUCAGCACCAUAGUGUGAGGAACUGACUCUGCUGGGUUUCGAACCCUGGUUUACAUGGUGCUAAACCUCUUCCUUACCUGUACACCAGCCUGCCUUUUGCAAAUUUACCUAAGAUCUGAUACCAUUGCUUGUAGAGUCAAGAUUAUCAGUGACAACUCUCUUCAGCUGUGUCUGGUCAGGUGUCUGGUUCUUGGCCUAUAAAAGCCACUUCCUGUCUCUGUACCUUUGCCAGAUUAUUGUGGUUCCUGUACUCUCUAAUCAAGCGUGUUCCUGUUUCUCCUUCCUGUUGCUGAAUUUGGACUGUUUUGACUUUGCUGCUUCUCCUUCCCACUGACCUCGGCUUGCCUCACUACGAUUAUCAUCUUUCUGUUCCAGUCUCCCAUCUCUGCUUAAGACCAGAAGGCCACUCAAGGCUCAGGGGCUCAACCACCUGGGUAACGCGUGGCUACCUCUGGCAGAAAACAUUGCUGAUCUGGCUACUGGACUCCAAAACUUUGUAACAUCAAUAUCAUUACAGAAUAAUCUGGCCCAUUCAUGGAGACCGUCGGAUUCUGAUUCUGCAUUGGAUUCUGCAUUGGCCCAGCAGGUUGCUUUUAAUGCAAGAACUAUGCAGACCCAGGCACAGACCAUUCAAGUGCUGCAGGAUCAGGUAGCUAAACUGCAAAAUGAAGUUCGAUCAAUGCAUAGUGAGCUUACCAGCUACAGGGCACAUGAUGUUGCGGCUGCUGCUACUACUACUGUUACACCUGCACAAGAUGCCCGCUUGCCUCUACCAGAAAAAUUUGGAGGAGACCGCAAAAAAUGUAGGGGUUUCCUAAAUCAAUGCCGUUUGCAUUUCAUGAUGUUACCUAACCGUUUUCCAUCUGAAAGAGAGAAGGUGGGAUUUAUUUUCUCCCUCUUCAAAGAUGAAGCCCUGGCCUGGGGCUCCCCUUUUCUGGAACAGGACAGUCCAGUCUUGGGAAAUUUAAAAGACUUUCUUGAGGCCAUGUGCCUAGUUUUUGAUGAUCCCAAUCGCUGUGCUACAGCAGAAGCCACUCUCCUUCAUUUACAUCAAGGGAGGCGCUCUGUGGCUGAAUAUGCUGCUGAAUUCAGACAGUGGGUUACUGAUACUACUUGGAACCAAUCAGCCCAGAGGUUCCACUUCAGAAGGGGUCUCUCAGAAGCUAUAAAAGAUGAGCUAGCUCGUGUUGAUCUUCCUGUUGAGUUUGAUGCAUUUGUGCGGUUGGCUAUCCGUAUUGAUCGGAGACUUUCAGAAAGAAGAUUGGAAAGACAGGGCUCUUUUAAACCAAGUGCUACUCCUACUUUCUAUUCAAGAAUUUCUACUCCGACCCCACAAACACCUACAGACUCUGAACCUGAGGCUAUGCAGGUAGAUCUAAUAAGAGGGCCAUUAUCCAAUGAAGAAAAACAGUGGCGACGCACUCACAAUUUAUGCCUGUAUUGUGGUAGUGCAGGGCAUUAUGCCAUCAAUUGCCCUAGCAAGUCUAAAAGAACAAUAGCUAUGACUGCUGAGGGUGCACAGAUUCAACACCAAUCCCAGAUUUCAGACCAACUGGAUUCUGUCACACAACCCUUGUUUUCUCUGGCUCAGGGUGAAGAAGGUAUGAUGACUCAACAUCCUCAUUUGGUGGUGCAUAUCACUUUGCAAUAUGGUGAUAAUAAAAUUUCAACUACAGCUAUGAUAGAUUCCGGAGCAUGCGGAAACUUUAUGGACAUUAAAUUUACAGCAGGAAAUAAAAUUCAGUCUAUCCCUAAAUCUUCACCUGUGUUAAUGGAAACAGUAGAUGGUUCUCCACUUACGUCAGGCCCGGUUACACAUGAGACUGUGCCCUUAAAAUUGAUUCUGGAAGUGAAUCACCAUGAGUCUAUAUCUUUCCACCUAAUUUCCUCAACACAGUUUCCAGUGAUUUUGGGUAUACCCUGGCUUGCUCUGCAUAACCCACAGAUUGAUUGGAAGACUAGAACCUUGUCCUUUCCUUCAGAACACUGCUUAAUGAAUUGUCAACCCUCUAAGGCGACACCUGUUACCACAACAAUUAAUUAAAUGGUUGCUACAAACUUAACUAAGCUUCCUCUACAAUAUCGGGAUUUUGCAGAUGUCUGUGAUAAGAAGAAUGCUGAUCAGCUUCCACCUCACAGGCCUUAUGAUUGCCCCAUAGAGCUGCUACCUGGAGCUGCUAUCCCAUUUGGCCGUAUAUACUCCCUUUCUGAGCCUGAAUUAAAGGCACUUUGUGAAUACAUACAAGAAAAUCUUGCCAAAGGCUUUAUUCGACCAUCUACUUCUCCAGCAGGAGCUCCUAUAUUCUUUGUAGAAAAGAAAGAUGGCAGUCUACGGCCAUGUGUCGAUUACAGGGACAUUAAUAAAAUCACUGUUAAAAACCGUUAUCCCUUGCCUCUCAUUCCUGAACUUCUGGAGAGACUUCGUUCAGCUAAAAUAUUUACGAAGCUUGAUCUACGGGGGGCAUAUAAUCUGGUUCGCAUAAGACCAAAUGAUGAAUGGAAAACAGCUUUCAGAACCAGGUACGGACAUUACAAAUAUCUAGUAAUGCCAUUUGGGCUUUGUAAUGCCUCUGCAACUUUUCAGCAUCUAAUCAAUGAUGUACUACGGGAUCUCCUGGAUCAGUUUGUUGUGGCAUAUUUGGAUGAUAUCCUGAUAUUUUCUGAUAAUCUUGAAAAUCACAGAAAACAGGUCUGCAUUGUUCUUGAGCGCCUUCGUACCCACCACCUAUACAUUAAACUGGAAAAAUGUGAGUUUGAACAAACAGAAAUUCAGUUCCUGGGGUAUGUAAUAACUCCUAAAGGUUUAAGUAUGGACGCAAGUAAAAUUAAAGCUGUGCUGGACUGGCCCAUCCCCAAGAAUGAAAAAGAUAUACAGAGAUUUGUGGGGUUUGCCAAUUUUUACAGGCGUUUCAUUAAGAAUUUCUCUGCCGUUAUUACACCGAUCACUGAACUUACACGUAAAGGGACUCCUUUUCAGUGGUCCAAUAAGGCUGACACUGCAUUUUCCAAAUUAAAGACUCUGUUUACAUCUGCCCCUAUCUUGGCACAUCCUCAGCCAGAAUUGCCAUUUACUGUAAAGGUAGAUGCUUCUGAUUCAGCUGUUGGGGCUAUACUGUCUCAAAGGACUGGACCUAAGAUGUUGUUACAUCCAUGUGCCUUCUAUUCCCGCCAGAUGUUAUCAGCAGAAAGAAAUUAUGACAUAGGGAAUAAAGAACUUUUGGCUAUAAAAGCUGCCUUCGCCGAAUGGAGACAUCUCUUGGAGGGAGCCACCCAUCCAAUUACUGUCCUCACAGAUCACAAAAAUCUGGAAUGUAUUCAAUCCGCUAAGAGACUGUCAGCCAGACAAGCACGCUGGUCCCAAUUUUUCUCAAGGUUUAAUUUUUUUAUUUCAUACCGCCCUGGUUCCAGAAAUGGCAAGGCGGAUGCCUUGUCUAGGAUAGCUGACCCCCUCCAUACUACAGUAACCAAGGCCACCAUCUUGCCGGAGAGUAGAUUUUUAGGAGUUACCUUUCCUUCUGAUCUAAUGUCUCGCAUUAAAAAGGGCUACUCUAAAGAUCCAGUUUUUCGUGAUCCUCCUCGUGAUCUUCAUAUGACCAUGCUUAAUGGGUUUUGGAUUUUUCAACAACGUCUGUUUGUUCCAGAAUCAGUGCGACUGGACGUUUUACGCCUCUACCAUGACUCUAAACCAGCAGGUCAUCCAGGAAUCCGAAAGACACAAGAACUACUUACCCGAUCCUUUUGGUGGCCUAAAUAUUAUGAGGAUGUUAAGAAGUAUGUGCCAGACAUAAGACUACUCGCUCAUCCCCUGUUGGCUUGCUUCAGCCUCUUCCGAUUUCUCAUCGUCCCUGGGGAUCUAUAUCCAUGGACUUUAUUGUGGAACUACCUCCCUCUAAGGAACACACUACCAUUCAUGUUGUUGUGGACCGGUUAACUAAGAUGAGUCAUUUCAUACCAGCUCGUGGUCUCCCUUCAGCUAAACAGACUGCUGACCUAGUUAUUCGGGAAAUAUUUCGCUUGCAUGGAGUGCCUGAUGAAGUAAUUUCUGACAGGGGAGUGCAGUUUACAUCUCAUUUUUGGAAAUGUUUUUGUUCCAUUCUAGGUAUUAAUGAAAAUCUGUCUUCAGCUUUUCAUCCCCAAAGUAAUGGACAGACUGAGCGAACCAACCAGACUUUAGAACAAUAUUUGCGGUGCUAUAUUAGUUACCUGCAGGAUGACUGGCUGGAUUUUCUACCCACGGCGGAGUUUGCCUAUAACAAUGCCCAACACUGCUCCACUUCUCUGAGCCCAUUUUUUGCCAAUUAUGGUUACCAUCCAACCUUUCUAGUGAGUCUCCCAAUUACUACUUCCAUUCCUGCAGUCACUGACCGGCUAACCGCCUUACGAGAUUCCCAAGAACUCUUGAAAGAGACUCUUUUGGAGGCUCAGGAAUGUUACAAAAGGGCUGCUGAUAGGCACAGAAAGGAGGCCCCAGUUUAUCAUGUUGGUGACAAGGUUUGGCUGUCAACAAAGAAUCUUAAGCUUAGGAUUCCUUCUCAUAAAUUGGGUCAAAAGUUCAUGGGACCUUUUGAGAUCAUCGCUCAGAUCAAUGUAGUCACCUUCCGUCUGCAACUUCCGGAUUCCAUGAAAAUACAUCCGGUGUUUCACGUGGCACUGCUUAAACCUUUUCAUGAAAAUACUUUCCCUGGUCGAGCCCUGCCUGCCCCACCACCAGUCCUCGUGGAUGGUGAAGAUGAAUACGAGGUGGAAAAAAUUCUUGACUCCAGGAUCUUCCGCAACAAGCUUCAAUAUUUGGUUCAUUGGAAAGGCUAUGGUGAGGAAGAUAGAUCGUGGGAACCAGUGGACAAUAUUCACGCUCCUGAUCUUCUUCAGUCUUUCCAUGCACAGUACCCUGCUAAACCAGGAAAUAGGGCAUCCAGAGGCUGCGCCUAUAGAGGUGGAGGUAAUGUGAGGAACUGACUCUGGUGGGUUUCGAACCCUGGUUUACAUGGUGCUAAACCUCUUCCUUACCUGUACACCAGCCUGCCUUUUGCAAAUUUACCUAAGAUCUGAUACCAUUGCUUGUAGAGUCAAGAUUAUCAGUGACAACUCUCUUCAGCUGUGUCUGGUCAGGUGUCUGGUUCUUGGCCUAUAAAAGCCACUUCCUGUCUCUGUACCUUUGCCAGAUUAUUGUGGUUCCUGUACUCUCUAAUCAAGCUUGUUCCUGUUUCUCCUUCCUGUUGCUGAAUUUGGACUGUUUUGACUUUGCUGCUUCUCCUUCCCACUGACCUCGGCUUGCCUCACUAAGAUUAUCAUCUUUCUGUUCCAGUCUCCCAUCUCUGCUUAAGACCAGAAGGCCACUCAAGGCUCAGGGGCUCAACCACCUGGAUAACGAGUGGCUACCUCUGGCAGAAAACAUUGCUGAUCUGGCUACUGGACUCCAAAACUUUGUAACAUCAAUAUCAUUACACAUAGUUCCAAAGUGGUAAGGGUUUUUUCCUCGCAAGGCCGCGAGUACUGCCGCUUUGUCGUUGUGAGUGCGGAAGGUGAGUAUGACAUCUCUGGUGGCUUUGGCCGGUGCUUUUUCUGGUUUGGGGACUCUGAAGAUGUUGUCAGGGGUGCCCAUCUUGACUUGGGCGGGCGGUAUUAUUGUUGUUAACAGGCGCUUCAUGGUCCCCGGUAGCUCCGCUUCCAACACUUCCUCAGGAACCCUCCUGACCUUUAUAUUUAGCCUCCGCCUAGAGUCCUCCUGUGCUGCGAGGCGGCGGUCAUAUUGUUGGGUCUGAAGCUGCAGGUUUUGCACAGCUUGUUGGUGCGUGACUAUGCUCUGGGAGUUGAAUUGAGCUGUUCCUUCCAAUUUAGUAAUGCAGCCUGUCAGAUCCUCCCGCAGUGCUGUGACAUCUGAAUGGAUGUAUUGCUGGAGGUCGGCUAGAAGCGCUUUGAGGACUGCCGUGGUGAAUGGUUCGGUGUCAGUGCUUGUCGUGCUAUGUUUCGCCCUCUGUUGUGGGGCUGGAGUCUGCGGGUAUUCCUCUUCUAACUCCUCCGAGAGUUCUUCGGAGAAAUCAGAACAUCCGCCAUGUAGCGCCGCCAUAUUGUGGUCAUUGGCACCUCGUGCUUGCCGCCACAUCUCCCGAUUGUGAGCCCCGGGGUGGGCUUGUUUGAUACCGUUUUUUUCCCGCCCCAUGUGAGUUCUGGGUACGUUUCUGUCACUCGAGGGGGAGUGGGGGGGUCAGUUCAGUCUUUAGUUUCAGCGGGUGGUGUACGGAGCUGUGAGUACUUAUUUAUUUAUUUAUAAUUGUAUUUAUUUAUAAAAUAUUUUACCAGGAAAGAUACAUUGAGAUUUCUCUCGUUUUCAAAUAUGUCCUGGGUCCACAAAUCAUUGCAUUGUUACAUUAGGUACAACAAAAUACAAAAACAAUAUUAAUACACAAUAUAUACAAAAUUUAACAUAGAACAGGCAGGAAAUAUAUAAUCAACCAUGACACAUGCAUUCUGUUUUGAGGUAUGUAGAGAGGGAUCUCUUAAAUGACUUUAGGCUUAGGGAAGAUUUUAAAUUGUGCGGGAGGUCGUUCCACAAUUGCGGUGCUCUGUAGGAGAAGGAGGAUCGGGCCGCUUUCUUUUUGUAUUGAGGUAGACUAAGUAAAGUGCUUGUACUGGAUCGGAGCUUAUAGAAAGUGGGAACAGCUGGGGAAAGCAUUUUGUUCAGGUAGGGUGGGAGUUUCCCAGAAAAGCUCUUAAAAACAAGGCUGGAAAGAUGAAGGGUGCGUCUGGAUUCCAGCGACAGCCAGUUUAGUUCCUUUAGCAUGUCACAAUGAUGGGUCCUGUAAUUACAUUGUAGCACAAAUCGGCAGAACGAGUUAUACAAUGUGUUGAGUUUAUUAAUGUGGGAUUGCGAUGCAGACGCAUAUACUACAUCCCCAUAAUCAAUGAUUGGCAUCAGCAUUUGCUGUACAAUCUUUUCCUUUACUGUAGGGCUUAGGCAGGCUUUGUUUCUGUACAGGGCACCUAAUUUUGGAUAAAGUUUAGAUGCAAGCUUUUCUAUGUGCAGGCCAAAAGAUAGAUUGGGGUCUAAUAUCAUACCCAAGUAUUUGAAAGAGUGGACUGCGGUCAGUGUGCCAUUUGAAUUUGUUUUGAUGGAUAGGUGGGGAUUGUGUAAUUUGUGUAAUUUAGGUACCGUUCCAAAGAUCAUUGUGACAGUUUUGUCAGUGUUCAGGAAGAGUUUGUUUUUUGCGAUCCACUUUUCUACCUCUGUAAACUAGUCUUGGAGCAAAGCCUCAAGUUGCGGUAGAUCGGAUUUGCUCGCAUAGAUUACUGUGUCAUCUGCGUACAUGUGUACAUUUGAGGACUGGCAGACAUUAGGCAGAUCAUUUAUAAAUAAUGUAAAUAGUAGGGGGCCGAGAAUGGAACCCUGGGGAACACCAUACGUGACUGGGAGAGGGAGGGAGUCACUGUCAGAAAUGGACACAUAUUGUGAGCGAUCCGAUACAUACGAUCGAAACCAGUUUAAAGAAUGAUCACCAAUACCUGAGUUUUCUAGUUUGUGCAGUAGAAUGUCGUGGUCUACUGUGUCAAAGGCCUUAGCAAAAUCAAGGAAAAUAGCUCCAGUUAGGGCUCCUUGUUCCAUGCCAGUUUGGAUGUCAUUGCAAACUUUUAGGAGGGCAGUUGUAGUGGAGUGAUUCUGGCGAAAGCCCGAUUGAUCAGGGGUCAGAUAGUUUAAUUGUUGUUAGUACUCACAAAGUUGCGUAUGGACACAUUUUUCUAAGAUUUUUGACAAUACCGGGAGCAAUGAUAUUGGGCGAUAGUUAGAAACCAAAGUAGUGUCACCACUUUUAUGGAUAGGCACUACUCUCGCAGUCUUCCAAAGUUUGGGUAUGUAUCCAGACACCAAGGAUUCGUUAAUUAGAGUUGAGACGGGUUUAGCAAUUGCCGGCGCACUGAGCUUCAACAGCAUUGCUGGAAUUUGAUCAGGUCCGGACUGGUUUUUCAUUUUUAGAUUAUUAAGAUUAAUGACACUAACAGGUACAGGUCUAAAAUUAAACUUAUCUAUAUUGGGCCUUUGCAAAUUUAGUGGGGCCUGAUCCACAUUUGUAGUUUCAGGAUGCGUGUCAUUUAUUAGCUUGGCAAUCAGGGCAGUAGAGCAUCCGACAAAAUAAUUGUUAAAGGCAUUUGCUACAUCUAAGGGAAGUUGCAGGGUUUGGUUACCCACUUUGACAGUGGAGGGUUGGGAGUGGAUUGGGGGAGUUUGUAGUUUAUUUAUGACUUUCCAAAAGUUUCUAGGGUUUGAGAUGUUACUGUUCAGAUUUUCAUAGAAAUAUUGGGCCUUGGCCAGUUUUGUCUGUUUUGUGCAUAUAUUUCGCCAUUGUCUAUAUGCACCGUGAUCAUUCAUAGAGCCAGUACGCUUAAACUUUGACCACAAAGAAUCCCGAAACUGGUACAUUUGGAUGAGGUCAGCUGUGAUCCAGUUCAUAUGCGCUCCUUUUACCCUCACCUUACGCAGCGGGGCAUGCAAAUUCCAAAUUUGUAGGAGUUCAGACUGAAAGUAUUCAACAGCACAGUCUAGAUCUGGGAUAAUGUUUAAUCUGUGCCAUGAGAGAUUCUUGAUGUCAUUUAAAAAGGAUUCAAGAUUAAAUUUUUUGAAGGACCUAGUUAUUUUAACCUUGGGAGAGGAUUUAAUAGCCUUUAUUUUGCGCAUGCAGUACACUAAACAGUGAUCACUGAACGUGUUUGGCAGAACACCAACCUCCUGGAUUCUAUCAGGAGAAGUGGAGAGAAUCCAAUCUAGCAGGGUAUGGUUAUGGCUUUUAAUGUUUAUGCGAGUUGGGGAGGAGAUUAAUUGCGUUAGCUGCAAAGUCUUAAACAGCGUGCAAGAACUAUUAUUUUUAGGGUUCAGCCAAUCAAUAUUAAAAUCUCCAAAGACCAACAGUUCACUUUGGUUUCACUAAGGAGAUGGGCUAUGUCAGAAUGGGGAAUGCUAUGGGAAUGCUUCUGACAUGGGCUAUGUCAGAAAGGGAAUGCACAGGCGGUAGAUUCCUGCAACAAUGAUUGAUUUACUGCACGGGAUCUCAAUUGUGCCAGACUUGCGACCGUUCUCUUCAGCGUUCAGGCUCCUCCCUUUCCUCACUGUGAUUUUCACAGUGAGAAGACUCCAGCGUCCAUAGGAAUGCACUGAGAAUGCUUUCCUAUGGACUGACUGACUGCAGCGGUGGCUCUUGCUGCGCAUGCGCAUUCAGCCGAUGAUGGACAAAGGAGGAGGAGAGUCCCCAGCGCCGAGGGAGCCCGGCGCUGGAGAAAGGUGAGUGUUUAACCCCCUUCCUCCCCCUUCAGCCCGGCGGGAGUGGGACCCUGAGGGUUGGGGCACCCUCAGGGCACUAUAGUGCCAGGAAAACUAGUUUGUUUUCCUGGCACUAUAGUGGUCCUUUAAGGAUAAUCACCGUAACACUAAAACCGUUGUAUUGCCCAGCAUAUAAAUAAGCUCUGUCUAUAUAUUUUUCAUUAAACAUAAUAAUACGUUCUCCCACUGCUUUAAAUUAUUGAUAACUGUUGCUGACUACAUCAAUUUUAAACUUUUUGCCUAAAUUACAGAGUUUAUGAAGUUGAUGAAAUUCAGAUUCACUAUAACAAUAUGAGAUGUAAAUUUUCAAUGAAAGCAGAGCAAUUCUAAGUUAACUGCUCAACAUCGCCAAAUACAAACAUUUAAAGUGUCACUGUCACUUCUGAUUUUGGUAGAACCCACAAAAGGUGAAGUGUGUUUUCUCAAAUGUGAUAGAAAUUUUGUGCUUUAAAUAAAGAAGACAAAAAGCCAUAGCAUACAAUUUACACGUGGUGAUCCACAUUAAACUACAGAGAUACUCAAGCGUGCAUGCAUUGAACAGAACUUCCCAUGUAGAUACACAAGUACAUAAGUGUGAUCACAGUGUGUCAUGGAAUAAUAACAUCACACACUGUGCUAGGAGGUAUGUUUGAUAUUUACUUCCACUAAACUCCUUAACCUUGGAAGAUUUUUAACAGCAUUUAUUGGAUGAAAGAAAGAGACCCUGUCAGAAUAUUGACCGAUCUUCUUUAAGCUAUUUUAGCUAUUUUAUUUUUUAUUUUUUUAUUCUUUAUUUAUAUUGUGCAAGUGAUAACAACAAAGCUUGGUAGGCCACGACAGCACUUCCCAGCAAAGAAACAUAGUCAUGGCAUUCAGUUAGACAGCACAGUUUUGUAAAAGUCUAAUCUGUUAGAAAAGGUGUAGAAAGUAGUGUUCUCUGUCAGACAUUUUGAGUAGUACAUAAGUUUGAGGAGGAAAUAUAAGUUGAGAAAACGGGUAGGCCCCCCAGACUGACUAUUCAUGUAACCGUAAGUUUGUUCAGGCUAGGCACGGCUCUUUAAACAUAUUCUACUGAGUUUAGAUAUUAGCACAACAUUAGCUAAUCACACAAGAAUUGUAGAGACUUUGUUAGGUGGCAGCAAGAGUAUGAGUGUCUCAAGAUGCAUAUGCCUAUCAUGGCAGAAAAAAGGAAAAUGAAUGGCAACAUAACGUAAAGCAUACAGUCAGCUGGGUAGGCCAAGGUUUCUGGUAAAGUCCACUAGUGCCCUGCAAAGUGGGUCAUCUGUUCUGGCAGCCUGAUACCUCUGGGUUAUCCCUGCAGGCACAUCCGCUAUGUAGUCCGCUCCUGCCUCCCAUUGGUUAUUGGAAGCCCCUCUGUGUUGUGUGGUCUGGGUAAUACCAUGCUGCCGCUGGUUCCCCGUGGCCAGCAGUGGGAAUCCUAUAAAAGCUCAUCUCAAGGCCCGGGAAGGUAAUCAUGGAGACCAAGCCCGAUCCGUAAGACAGGGACUUCCAAGAAGGGCCAUCGCUUGUUUUCAGACUUGUGAGUCAUAGGUAGGAGUUAUACUGAGCAGGCUGUUGUUUCUUCCUGCAGGCAGGCAAAGCUGUGUUGCACAGUAUAGGCCGCAUUGCCACCAUUUUAGUGACCAGAUGCGUGAUGCACAAUGCCACGUAGGCUUGAUGAUGGGCCAGUGCAAGGCGGUAUUUCCCUCCAGAGGGGAACGGGAACCGCAAGGCGCAUUGCAAGGCCGUUGCAUGACAGCCAGUCAGUCCCGCUCUUCACCCUCAUAGGCCACAGACCCCGAAACCGCAUAUCGCCCACAGGGGCCCGGAAACUCCUGAUCUCAGGGACCGCGGUGGCUCCGGCAAUUGUCCAGAUACUUGAGACAACUUUUGUUUACCAAUAUUGCUGUGAUGCUUGGGUUUUGUGCCACAGGGGACCAAAUUUGUCAGGAGCCUCUCCAGUCCGUGACCGGUCAGCAUGGCGGUCGGGCACCGCACCCUAUUUUAGCUAUUUUGACAGUUUGUCUUGUUUCAGUGUUGAUAAGCUGCUCUAUGAAUCUGAUAUAAAUGUUUUUGUUCCAUGAUUUUUAUUGGCAGGGUUUGACACUUCAAUCAAGCCAGUUUGUGGCUAAUGCAAGAAGGUUAAAUUGGCCUCUCUCUGAAGUAUCAUCUGGACUGUUUGAGACAGUGGCCCCAGGAGGUUAUAAGUUCUAUUUGGAAGACAAAGAACAACCCAAAACAGGUAGAAUAUUUAAUAACAAGCUAUGUCAGAGGUAAUUAAAAUUAGGUAUGUCUCUUUGUUCAGUGCAUAUAUUACUUGGCAAACCAGUGCCAUUUAAGAAUUCUAUCAUCCUCUUUUCCCCUUCAUCUUUUUUUAAUAAACACUUCAGGCACCAUAAUGGCUUUAUCUCAAUAAAGUUUUCAUGGUGUCUGGAUGCUGUCUUAGCUUGGUUUGAAAGGUUUUUCAGUGGUCUAACCCCAAAGGAUUCUGAAUCUGCAUUGAGAUUCGCAGCUAAUCACCGUUAUAAAAGUACAUAGAUUUAAAUAAAAAUGGUUUUGAAUAAUUUGCAUUCCCCACCCAGAGUUAAGUUGCCGCUGAGAAUCACAAUUAUUUAGAACAGCAUAUUUAUUACCUUACAUGUUUUGUACUUAUUGUAAAUAAUUAUUCACAGGAUGAGCCCUUAAAAGGUUACUCCAAAUUUAUUUAUUUUUUUACAUAUAUAUAUAUUGCCCUUUUGAGCACUAUAUGAUAGGUCUACCACUUUUAUUGCAUUAAAAAAACGCUAACAAUUGAAGAUUAUGCUAGCUUUCGUGUACUAAUUUUCUUAAUUUUAAUAAUGACAAGAGGGGAGUAUUUUACAUUACCUUCCUUUACUACUUCAUUGCAACAAAGAACAUAUAGAAAAAGGAACCAAUCCAAAACCGGCAGAUAGUAUAAUAGGCCCUUCCCACUGAGGCACUUCCUCUUGAUAAUAGCGACAUCACAAGUAAAGUUAAGAAACAUAAGUAAUGAGAGAAAGAGUCCAAACUUAAGGAACGAUGAAUAAGCCGUUGUAAAAUUCAUGGCAACUUUGAGCCAGGAUGAGACUGUGAGUGGGUGCUUGACUUCGACGGGCUUGCUGUGAUGUAUUAAGCUGAAAGAGACCAAGAAGGUUUUAGUGUUAUGUAAUAUAGCGUGAAAAAUACUAGCAACCAUAGACAUGAAGAGACUUGAAAAUUCCAUCUAUUACCAUUAAUUAUGAAUAUAUAAAUGAGAAGUGCAACAAUCGGUAAAGACGUCCAUAAAUACAUACCAAGGACAUAGUAAAAGAACAACGCCAUUACUAAGUUGGGUGCAUACCAUUGAGUGUAAUCAUAUGUAAACCAUCCUGGCUAACCCAGCUCCAGGGAAGGGAAAGUGAUAGGGCGGGCGAGGGGCGAAAUACUUGCCUCCUGUCAUUAUUAAGAUUAUUAGUACACUAAAGCUUGCAUAAUCUUCAAUUUUAUUACAUGACAGGAGGCUUCAUAUUUUGCAGUUUUAACGCUAAGGUACGAGUGAGAAGGCGUCAUGAGAAGACAGGCGAAAGUAAAAUGUCCGAAAGGUGGUUUCCUGUGACCAGUCUGCCGCAAGUAAAAUGUCCUGUAAGGAGGACCCUGCCACGAGGGCGGAAGAGGUCGCCACAUCGAGUGAGCACCGAAUUAAGGGUCAAUCCAGGCCAUAUCACUCAUCUGCUGGGGCUCACGCAGGAACGUUUCUCUAAUGAAAGGAUUGGGGUCCCAUGUGCCAUCAUCUGAAUUGGAGUCAUCCGCUUGCCAUUCGUCAAGGAUGGAUAGUGAGGGAGGCGUACCGUGCUCCUCGUCUUAGGAGACAGUAUGAGUAGUGGGAAUCACUGGCCAUGUCAGUCUUCCCUUCUUAAGGGAAACCUUCCCUUUUGAAGGUUUUGGCUUGGACCCUACGUCCUUCCAAUGGCAUUUUGCCCGGCGUCCAUGGUCCUUGGAUGAGGAGUCUGAGUCAUCAGAUACCGCUCUCCUUUGAGAAUGCUUAGACCCUUUGGUAGUGUCCUGAGUGGUCGGCAGCACCUUAGCCAAUGCCUUCUCCACCUGAUGUGGCAACCGCCGUGUUAAUCAGUGCUUGAAGAUUAGAGGGCAUCUGUGAAUCUGGGAAAAGCCUGUCGAAUAUGGGAAUCUGGAACAGCCUGUCGAACCAGUGAAAUCUACAGAACACGAGUGGUCUCUUGGUAGAUUAGUGCCCCUGAACCAGGCGAACGCUAACGGCGUACGAAAAAUGAAUGCUGGGCGGGGGGUGGGAGAGUCCCAAUGGCACCUCACGCCCCCUGAUGGAAGUGUGUAGCGGUGUGAGAGCUCUCCCGGAGUGUCGAGCGUAGCCACAGAGCAGAGGGGGCAUAAAGGCAACAGGGAAAAAAUCCUGGAAGGAAAAGUGGGAGUGGGGAAUAGUAGGGAAAGGGGGGGAUACAGCCCAGGUUACCCAGCAAGGGGUCCCUAGAUGAAAGGGAGCCCACAGACCCAACGCUCCCUACAAGAAAUAUAUAAAUAUAAUACCACAACCAAAUACAGAUAUAAAAAUCAAUACAUAUACGUUAAAUAAAACAAGACAAGCCCAAAGUGUUAGAUACACAAUAUUCUAACCUGACUUGUGAUGGAGCAGCAAAGAAAGAGGAAGUGUCUCAGUGGGAGGGGCCUGUUAUACUAUCUGCCUGUUUUUGAUUGGUUCCUUUUUCUAUAUGUUCUUUGAUGCUAUGGAGUAGCAAAGGAAGUUAAUGCAAAAUAUGAAGCCUCCUGUUGUGUAAUAAAAUUUAAUUUAAAACUUGCCAGGAAUCCUGCACUGGAGGAUCUUCCAUGCCCUAUCUCAACAUCAAGCUGUAUCAUUGUCUUCCUCUCUUUGGUACAAUUAAAUGCUUCUCGUAGAGCAGCAUUUGAUUGGACCAUUUUGCAUGCUUAAAAGAUAAAUGAACACUUCACCUUGUAGGCACUACCUGCAAGGGAUAUGCUAAUUGCAUCCGUUGCCAGCUAUAUCAUUCAUAUAAUUAUUUUUCAAUAUACAAUGUUUUUUUUUGUUUGUUUUUUUUAACCACUGCUACAAUCUAAUAUUCUGCCAAUAUAUGUAUAUAUUUUUACUACUACUAUAUCUACUUGCACUUACCCGGAGUGACCUGGGGUCACCCAUUGGUGUUGGGAAGUGACCAUACAGGAUGUAUAACGUUGAGUAUGGGUGAGGCUGUAUAUGUGUCAGGGAUAUUAAUCUAAUUUUGAGAUGAAAUAUGUCUACAGGGACUGAUUGGAUUAUAAAUCAAUUGCAGAUUUCACCUCCUCUCAAUACUUAUAUUAGCGUCAUUUCCAAAUCAGUUAUAUCCUAUGAUUGCUGUGGGCAUGCACUAAUGAUCCUCUCAGGGUUAGAGUAACUGGACAGGUGAAAUGCAACUAUGAUAUUUAUAUUCUAGUAUUUGUGAUCUUGAUUUCACUAUUGUUCACUUACCCUACAAGUAUAUUGUUUUAAGGUCUUUUUGGCAGGUUGUGUUUUUUUUACUGUGAUAAAAGCUGACCAUUUUUUGAUUAUUUUGUUGUUUUUUUGUUUCUUGUUUUGUCCAUCUUCCAUCAAAUUAAAAUCUCUACUAAUUAAAGGGAUAAUCUAAUAACCAAAACACUAUAGCUUCCAUGUCUGUAAUGUCCUUUUUCUGACACUCAAGUGUAAUUCUGUUAUGACAGGAAUAUAUGAAGAGUCAUAUAUAAAAUUAACAACACCAGUAACUUUUAGUCAUUGGUUUAAAAUAUAUUUGUCACAAUUAUGACCAAUCUGAUAUUUGUUUCCAUGGAGCAGUAGUGUAAUCUGAAUUCUUUACAGAUCCAGUGCAAAAGGUGACUCUUGCGAUAUCAAACUUGCAAACAUCUAUAUCCUACUGGUCUGAACUGUUGGGAAUGACGAUUUAUAAUAAGGAUGAAGUGAAAAAGAAUGUUCUUUUGGGGUAUGCAGAUAACCAGGUAACUACAGCUUUUAAUCUGUUUUAUUAAUCCUAGUAAUGCAAUUACUAAAUGGAUGUAUGUUCAUGUUGUAAUUUAAAAUAGUAGAAAAUGGAUAAUAAGAAAAGUCCAAAAACACACAAAUAGAAAUGUUAUCUUAUUAAAGAUUCCCACUUGUGAAGCACAAAUGAGAUUGAGUUUAGUAUGUCCUUGAUUUAAUAAGGAGAAAUAAGCAUAAGAAAUUAUUUCAAUCUGUUAGAAGAAAAAAAAACCUUGAAAUGAUUUAUCAAUAAAAUCAUAUGUUGAAUUCUGUAGGUAAAUGAUUUGAAAAGUUUAUUUUAUUUUGGUUUUGUGGGUUUUUCUGAUAGAUUGGAAACUUUCUUAUGCUGAUUUCUCCUUAUUAAAUCAAGGACAUACUAAACUCAAUCUCAUUUGUGCUUCACAAGUGGGAAUCUUUAAUAAAAUAACAUUUCUAUUUGUGUGUUAUUGGAUGCAGAUUCAAAUGAAUUAAAAGGGACGCAUCAUUUUUAGACAACUGCCUCAUUCAAAAGCUUUAGUUUGCCUCGCUCUGCAGGCAGAAAAACAAAGCAGGUAAAUAGGAUUUAUUUGUAUAACGGAGCUCCUGUACUCCGACUUAUUACCUCCGACAGGUCAGCUUUUUCACUGCUACCAGGGGACUCCGGAGCGCUUAAGAUCAAGUUGACGAAGUUUGAUUGGGAUCUCCUCCACCAUCUUAACGUGUCCUCAGGAUCAGGAACAAGUGUAGCCAGCCAACCGGUCCCACAAUUCUGUUACUGUAAUCAGCCCGGACACACAAUUCCCAUUGGAACUAACACAUACACUAGUUUAUUUGGGACAAACCUUUGGUGACUUGUCCUUAAGUAUGUGGUGAAAUCCAUAUAAAUAUAAACAAACAUACAUAACGUGAAUAACAAGCAACAUAAUAAUGCAUCAAAUAUAAAAUACAAUUACAACUUUCUAACCAAUGGACAAACAGAGAUCUACAGAUGUAACUGGUUAGUUGUUUGCAAAUUCCUAAUUUGCAGAUUGCAAUUAUAAAAACCAAUCCAUUUUUCAGUUUCACCAACAGAGGGCUCUGGAAAGUCAUUACAUUUUUUUUUCUUUUCAUAUUUACCUGCUUAUUCUUUCUUUAUGUCUUGCACACCCACUCCACAUGGGACACUCAUCUAUCCAAUUAGUGUUGUAUACCUAGGAAUGCUGAAAAAGUCAACAGGGCAUGCCUGACAGUCACGCAUGUGCAGUUUGAAGAUCUCUUCACCUUGAAACAUCCUGACGGGUAGAAGAAAGGGAGUUUGAUCAGUGUAAUUCAUGCAAUUAUAGAUUAUGCUAGCUUUAGUGUAAUAUAAUAUGAAUUAUAAUCUUAAUUUUAUUAAUGACAGGAGGUGAAUAUUUGCUUAAGUGUCUCUUUACUAGAACUCCACAGCAGCACAGAAAAACAACCAAUCAGAAAAAAAAGUUAGGUACUAUAAAACUCUCCUCCCCAUGCAUCAUUUCCUCUUUCAAGCUGCGACAAAAACAGAAUAAAGGCAGAAAAACAUAAUGGGGAAGAAACGAAGUCCUAGAUACAAUGAAUAUAACAAUGUCCACCUUCCAAGAAGAACUGCCUCACCAGGUAGUGUUGAUGGACUGUAAACUGAAACGAGAGAAAAACAGAAUCGAACAGGUUGAUUAUCCAAUGGAAAGUACUCUGAAUAAACAUAUAGGUACCCAAUGUAGCAACCAAAAUUACCUUAAUAUGUAGAUAUCCCAACCAUACUUAUGAAAAACAGACAUAAAACAAGUGACAGGUAGCAGAGACAACAAGCAGAGUUGCAUACGUACCUGAUUAAUCCAAACUAUUAAAAUUAAACAAGGGAGGGAAAUACUCGCCUCCUGUCAUUAAUACAAUUAAGAUUAUAGGUACACUAAAGCUAGCAUAAUCUACAAUUUUAUAACAUGACAGGAGGCUUUGUAUUUGCUGUUUCAACGCUCCGUCAACAAAUCCAAUGCGGUUGUUUCGCUGGUACCUAUUCCGGGAGAUAUCAGAGCAACCCUAAAUGGACUUUCCAACUGCGAUAAAUAACAGUAGACGGAUCGAUGAAGAUGCCAGCUGACGAAGCAUCCCAAAUACGGAAAAAAACACCAUCCGCUAAUAGAUCCAUUGUAUGUGGGAUUGCGACCUGUCUCCUAGCAGUCGGUCCGUGAGCUGCCAAGCUGACCUAUUAGCCCUUUUCCUGUAGUUGUAAAAUGUUGAAGGUCAUUUGCGGACUUUGGGCCGUGAGAAGAAACUGCCACCAUGUCUCAACUCUUGAUGUGUAAUGUGGCUCCUCCGAUCGUGCCAGGGUCAUCCGGAGAUGUGGCCUUGCAGGUAGAUCUCCAAUCUCAAGUAAUGCGCCUAAGUCCACCACCAAUGCCGUAAUAGAACCGAGACUAAAUUUAUUAUGCAGGCAAGAGUGUGGUCAAACUAGCUGUAUCCUAAGUGAUUCCAAUAUUCCAAAUGGAUUGUAUUAUCCUCUGAUGUGGUAGAGAAAAGACUCCAAAAGGACGUCCAAUCAGGGUCCCAAACUGAACUUGUGUGGUGGAACGGUGAUCGACUAUUCUGGGUAUAGUGAAUCCCAGAAAUAUUCAAAGGGAUGGGAAACGUAAACCAGAGUUGAGAUUUCCAUCCAGAGAUGACAUCGUCUAAGAGUGAUAACAUGUACGGAUCCAAUGGUGAUUGGGACCUCUAUAACCACAAAGAGUCCUCAAGUGCUGUAGCAAGAGAGCGAAAUAAUCCGAUUACACGUAGUACGAUCCUGUUCCAGCGCGACCUGUCAAAAUUUGUGUAAGGGUUCCUGGUCUACACGCCACCUACAAGAUAGGGUAUAAUAUAGUGAGUCCCCUAGUUCCCUGUACCCCUGACUGUCCGGGCAAGUAUCUCCCAGAUAAAAAGUAAACGUGCUGUGUAAAAGGCGCUUAGAGAAUGUGGAUUAUAGUACAAUUCACAGUAAAAUGGUAGCAGCUUACACACCAAAAGUAGGAACUCUUCAACCUACUCACAAUCAAAUGUAUAAAGAAAAACACUAUCGUGCAAAUACAUGCAAAAACAGUGCAAAGGUGGAGCGCUUCAAAAUUAAAACACUUACUCCUGCAGAUUUCAGGAGAUAAUGAAAUUGAUGGUAAUGAGAUCCUUUAAAUCACCGAGGAACCUCAAAAUGGAGACAAAAAGUGGGAGAAAUAGGGAAGCAAAGCUAACCCUAGUGCAGAAAUCCUUAAUAUAAUAGGUAGCCAGGUGAAAAAAAUAACGAUUUACUUCUCACCUUAUCAGGAGCCUUUAACUGGGCUCCAAGUGUAUAAGCACAGUGUCAAUUAUAGAGUGACACUUCCCUUCUUGAUAGCAGCAUAAAUAUAUCACUAGUCAACUUGGUAAAAGAAAUGAACAUUUAUUAUAACUUGUUAAAAACAAAUAAAUGAAAUCUGUAUACUCAAGUGCCAGUGCUGUGUCCAAGACGCGUUUCGCCAAUAUGUUGUUCGGCUUUAUCAAUUGGUAAAUGAAAUGCUGCUAAGGUAAGAUUUAAAUACCCCCUAAUAGGGGGUUGAUUGGAGGAGAACGUCCGUGGUACAUCCAAUCACAGCGCUAAUCCUCAUACAAGGUUCAGCUGAUUAUAAUAUCUCCGAUACUGUGACGUCAUCACGCACGACGUCCCGUGCGCGUGACGUCACAUACGGAAGUAAACUGUGAUCGUACACUCGUUCAUAUUGCAUCACAUACAAAAACUGUGAUUAUACAAUUAUAGGACAUCCUUUCUAUCAAAAAAAGUUCUGUUUAAUCAAAUCCAUUCAUCCAGUCCUUAAUGAUGUUGCGACCAUUUUGCUUGAUGGCAAGUAUGUUGAGUGUCCUCAAUAGUGUUGCGGCCAUUUUGCUUGAGGGUAAAUCUACUGAGUGUCCAAAUUCAAUCCACUGAUUGUCCAAUAUCUCGGAAAUGUCCAUUAAUAUAAGUAAAUCCCCGAAGUUUUAGUCAUAAUAAAGAGAAAGGGAACAGUAAUUUAGAGGGGUGCAUAUAUUUGUAAGAGGCAAUUAGCAUUAAAAAGUAUUAUAACUUAAUUAAGAAAUGCACACAAUAUGGUCAUUAUGAUGACUUAUUACUUAAAAAUUAAAAUUUCCUCGGUGAUUUAAAGGAUCUCAUUACCAUCAAUUUCAUUAUCUCCUGAAAUCUGCAGGAGUAAGUGUUUUAAUUUUGAAGCGCUCCACCUUUGCACUGUUUUUGCAUGUAUUUGCACGAUAGUGUUUUUCUUUAUACAUUUGAUUGUGAGUAGGUUGAAGAGUUCCUACUUUUGGUGUGUAAGCUGCUACCAUUUUACUGUGAAUUGUACUAUAAUCCACAUUCUCUAAGCGCCUUUUACACAGCACAUUUACUUUUUAUCACAUUGUUCUAUUUUACUCUUUCAAUCUGUGUGUGCUGCUAUUUUCAUUAUGUCACUGUUUGAAAAGAGAUCCAGAUAUGGUCAAGAUAUAGACUCCCUAUUCAGUAACCUUACGAUUGUAAAAGAUAGUAAUGAAUAUGAUUUAAAAGCUAAAGUACGCAAUUCCCGUUACAAAUUAGAAAAACUUUUAGGUAAAGAAAUAAAAAUUCGAUGGGAAAUUGCUACAUUGAGUAAAUAUAAUAGAGAGAAAAUAACACCAAGAGGCCUGAGAUUUUCUAAAAGUCCCUCCUUUGAUCAAGAGGAGGAAGAUUUUUUACAAGAAUGGACAGACCUUUUGGAAAGUUUCUCAUUUGGAAUGAUGAGUCUAAUUAUUAGGAGACGCACUAAUUCUUUAAAGAAAUUAGAUGGUGAAAUCAAUGAAAUUAAGAAUUUUUUGGUUGGGAAUAUGGCACCAGAACAAUAUUCAGAGCUAUUAGAAGAAAUUCAGACAAACCUGGAGAAAUUAGAGAGAAAUGUAAUAGAGACAAAAAAGAGGAAAUACCUAAGAGAUAAGGAAGAAUAUGCGAGGGACCAAGUAAGAUCAUACACUAAAGUACAAGAGAGAUUUACUAACAAUACGUGGCGAAACACACAGAAUCUCUCUAAAAACAACUACUAUACAAAGACAAAUCAAUUAUCAAUAUACAAUUCUCCACGUAAUGAAAGAUCCAGAAAUAGAUCUAGGACUAAGCUACCACACAGAACAGUCCAUAGAUCCAGAUCAUUAGGAAAGACUAGGGAUGAUUGGAAACAGUAGUGAGGAGAAAGAGAGUACCAUCACCAAAAAGGUAUCAGGAUAGAACAUCUAGACCCAAUAUACCGUUAAUUAAGCCCUACGACAAUAGGUCACGCACCAAUAUACGUCACGAUACCAUACAUUCCCAUCAUAAUAGAUUUCAAUCUUUAAACAUCCCUCAAAAUGAUGAGGAUUUUUGGCCCAGACAUAUGAGGGGACGUUACAAAGAAACCCCCACAUAUCAGGCAUCACCAGGGAAACGGAGAAGAAGUUUAGAGGAAGGGGAGGUAGAGGAGGCAUACGGAUACAAAAAGGAAAGGAGAGAAAUACCCCAAAAAAGAACGGAAUUUUCAACCUCUCUAAACGAGAAUUAACAACACCACAAAGGGAAUUAUUGACGAAAGGACUUAAAUUUGCCCCUACAAAACCAAUCGACAAAUUUAGUGUGUAUCUAGAUCUUAAUAGAUUUAAGAGGAAACUCUGUCUUAAAAAAUUAUUUCUGAAGAAUCCAAUUAAUACUAUUCAAGAAAUUUCAUCUGCCACUACGACUAUACAUACUGAUUUAAAGGAAAAAUCAACCUUUUUUCCAAGAUGUUGCAUCUCUGGUGAGAUGACGACCUUCGAAAAAAUGGUGAUGAAUGAUGUAAAUAAAAUAAAGAAACCUAAGCCAAAUUUACAUAACUUGAAUUUAAAGGAAAGACAAGCCCUUAAACAAUUAAAAAAGAGGACGAAACAAUUGUGAUUAAACCAGCCGACAAGGGUGGGGGGAUAGUCAUUUUGGAUGUGGAUGACUAUAAACAGGAAGUUGGUAGAUUGUUGAGUGACCAACAAACCUACCGAAUCCUUAAUAAAGACCCCACAAAUGAGAUUAGGAGCACAUAUUGGGAGUUAAUUGAGAGAGGCAAAAUGAAUGAAGUUCUAAAUUUAAGGGAGUAUAAAUUUUUGAAUAUACAACAUCCUAUAAUCCCAGUCUUUUAUUACCUCCCCAAGAUCCAUAAAAAUAAGGAUAAACCACCCGGUAGACCUAUAGUUUCAGGGAUAGGAUCCAUUUCAAGCAGGUUGUCACAGUAUAUUGACAAAUGCCUGCAAUUGAUAGUUAAUACCUGCCCCAGUUAUCUAAAAGAUACCAUCAAUAUUUUGCAGAUUAUUCAACAGGUCACCUGGAAUACAGAUUACUAUCUUGUGACAUCUGAUGUAAGUUCUCUGUAUACGAUCAUCUCCCAUACCCAGGGAUGUAGAGCAACUAGAUAUUUUCUAGAGCAUUCUGAUAAAUUUUCCAAAAACCAGGUUGACUUUAUUGUUGAAGGGAUCGAGUGGAUCCUAAUGAACAACUAUUUUUGGUUUGGUGACCAAUUUUAUUUGCAAACAUGUGGAACGGCGAUGGGUACGAGAUUUGCUCCCAGCUAUGCAAACCUAUUCAUGUCACACUGGGAACAGGAGUUCAUCUAUGAUAAUCAUAGAUGGGAUGCAAAUCUCGUUACCUAUCGUCGUUACAUAGAUGAUAGAUUUUUUAUUUGAAAGGGCGACGAGAUAUCCCUCAACUCCUUUCUAACGCAUUUAAACACUAAUGAUCGUGGUAUUACACUUACCAGUCAUUAUAGCAAAACUUCGGUCGAAUUUCUGGACCUUAACAUAUAUGUGGAGGACGAUAUGUUGAAAUCUUGUACUUUUUUUAAAAAGGUUGACGUCAACAGCUACACAGGAGAGAAAAGUUGCCAUUUCUCUCCAUGGCUGUUGAACGCUCCCAAAGCACAACUAUUAAGAAUUAAGCGUAAUUGUACGGAUAAUACCAAAUUUCAGGAACAAUCCAUUAAAAUACUUAAAGAUUUUAAAGAGAAGGGGUAUAAUGAACAACACCUAGUAAAAGCUUAUGAGGAGGUAGAAAUGAAAAAUAGAAACGAUUUACUUACAUACAAGGAUAAAAAAAUUGAUACACAACACCAAAAUUUGAAUUUUAUUUGUGAUUUUAAUUGUAAUAAUAAACAACUCAGGAAAAUAAUUAAUAAAUAUUGUCCAAUACUUAAGAAUGAUCCUGCCCUCCACUCUUUGUUGCCAGAUAGACCUAUGAUUACCUAUAGAGGUGUUAACAAUUUAAGCAGUAGUCUAGUACAUAAUCAUUUACCAUCAAGGAAGACCACUGUAAAAUCAUCCUUUUUUAAUGAGACCAAUGGAUUCUAUGGGUGUGGCUCAUGUGGAGCUUGUAAAAAUACACAAAGUUCAAAAAGAGUAACCAAGGAGUUCAACCACCCUAGAGAUGACAGUAAGAGAUUUAAGAUUAAACAAUUAAUCACCUGUCACUCCACAAUGGUAAUAUAUAAAAUUACGUGCCCAUGUAAACUCACAUAUGUAGGGAGAACCAUUAGAACACUAAAUACACAAAUUCAAGAACAUAUAAGAAAUAUUAAAAAUGGUUUUGAGAAACAUAGUGUCUCCCAGCAUUUUAAAGACAAACAUAACUGUGACCCUCGUUGUAUGGAAUUCAUGGGAAUCCAAAGAAUCUCUAUGAAUUGGAGGGGGGGAGAUUUAAUGAGAAGUAUAGGUCAAACUGAGAUGAAGUGGAUUUUUAAUUUGAAUACAAUGCAACCAUAUGGAUUAAAUGAUGAUUUUGAAAUCUGUCAUUUUUUAUAAUAUUAUUUGUAUUUUAUGUAUAUACAUAUACAAUUUUUAUAAUACUAUCUAUAUUUAUUUGUACUAUAUACAUAUAUAUUUUUUAAUUUUAAUUUUUAAGUAAUAAGUCAUCAUAAUGACCAUAUUGUGUGCAUUUCUUAAUUAAGUUAUAAUACUUUUUAAUGCUAAUUGCCUCUUACAAAUAUAUGCACCCCUCUAAAUUACUGUUCCCUUUCUCUUUAUUAUGACUAAAACUUCGGGGAUUUACUUAUAUUAAUGGACAUUUCCGAGAUAUUGGACAAUCAGUGGAUUGAAUUUGGACACUCAGUAGAUUUACCCUCAAGCAAAAUGGCCGCAACACUAUUGAGGACACUCAACAUACUUGCCAUCAAGCAAAAUGGUCGCAACAUCAUUAAGGACUGGAUGAAUGGAUUUGAUUAAACAGAACUUUUUUUGAUAGAAAGGAUGUCCUAUAAUUGUAUAAUCACAGUUUUUGUAUGUGAUGCAAUAUGAACGAGUGUACGAUCACAGUUUACUUCCGUAUGUGACGUCACGCGCACGGGACGUCGUGCGUGAUGACGUCACAGUAUCGGAGAUAUUAUAAUCAGCUGAACCUUGUAUGAGGAUUAGCGCUGUGAUUGGAUGUACCACGGACGUUCUCCUCCAAUCAACCCCCUAUUAGGGGGUAUUUAAAUCUUACCUUAGCAGCAUUUCAUUUACCAAUUGAUAAAGCCGAACAACAUAUUGGCGAAACGCGUCUUGGACACAGCACUGGCACUUGAGUAUACAGAUUUCAUUUAUUUGUUUUUAACAAGUUAUAAUAAAUGUUCAUUUCUUUUACCAAGUUGACUAGUGAUAUAUUUAUGCUGCUAUCAAGAAGGGAAGUGUCACUCUAUAAUUGACACUGUGCUUAUACACUUGGAGCCCAGUUAAAGGCUCCUGAUAAGGUGAGAAGUAAAUCGUUAUUUUUUUCACCUGGCUACCUAUUAUAUUAAGGAUUUCUGCACUAGGGUUAGCUUUGCUUCCCUAUUUCUCCCACUUUUUGUCUCCAUUUUGAGGUUCCUCGGUGAUUUAAAGGAUCUCAUUACCAUCAAUUUCAUUAUCUCCUGAAAUCUGCAGGAGUAAGUGUUUUAAUUUUGAAGCGCUCCACCUUUGCACUGUUUUUGCAUGUAUUUGCACGAUAGUGUUUUUCUUUAUACACAAGUAUCUCCCAGAGUAGGCCCCAGGUCAAGAGACCCAGGAAUGUGGGUUCGAUAACUGAAGUCAAGGUCUCCCUAUAGAGGGAUACUUCCCUUCUUAGUUUGGAGUCCUGCGAACACAUAGCGUUCUCCAAUAUGCAGGCAAGGCAUAAAGUCCCUUCGCUCACGACAGGUGACUCUAGAGAGCAGAUAUAACAAAAAAAAAAACAAGGCCAUUCAUGCAAUUCAACCAUCUUCAACCAAUUCAACCAGCUUCAACCAUCCGAAUCAUGUGUUGUCCUGCUUGAGAAUGUAGGCAGCCCUAACAAAAAAAACAAGGGUCUAGCUUCAACCAUCCGAAUCAUGUGUUGUCCUGCUUGAGAAUGUUGGCAGCCCUAUCUGAGUCUGCUACACAUCCUGAGUACUCCAGCGGUAGGUUGCGACUCAACUUUGAUGUCCGUGUAGGAGUCGGGGCACACCAGGUACCUCCAUAGAGUGUCGUAGGUCUUCCUGAUGGUAGUUGAAAAAGUGGGUCAGCGAGAACCCAAACCAAGACGGCUCCCAUGAGGGAUAUAGAGUAUAGACGGAGGGCCCUCCACCUCCGAACCAUAUUCUCAAGAUAUGUGCUCAGAGGAGCAAGGGCAGUCCUGUCCUCUUAACCCAAGACUGGGUUACCGGUCUUUCUAUGCGAUUCAUGCGUACGGUGUACCUACAGAUCGGGUAGUGGGCCUUCCCUAGUCUUGCUACCCAAGCAAGGCAGUGCCCGUUUGCUCCAUGAAGGUCUCAGUAUCUCAUGUCAUCCUGAUAUGGGAAAAACUGUCUGCGCAGUUUGUUCACAAUGGUCCGGAUAUCUAAAACAGAAUGCAAUUGUCUGUUUUACAUAGCGCAGAAUUUACCAAGACCUGCACUCUUGUAAGACCUGAGGCUCAUCCAUUAGCCGUACCGUCUCCAGGAGUGUAAAAUAAGCGGGAGUCUCCCCCGUUAUACCUCUGUGAGUAUUUCUCGCAUGAGGUACAAUUGUCCGGAUCCAGUAGAUCCAUUACAUGAGGUGAAAUGGAGGGAUCCAAUCUAAAUAUGUAUAUCCUACAUGAUCAGGCAGCCCUCUAUAAUGAAAUCGGUUGUUAGGUCUAAUUGAAUGCAGGAGGUGCGCCCCUCUAUGCAGUCAUCAUUGUCCUGUACAGGUACAAAAGCCUGUGUGAUGAACAAAUGGAGGCACCGUAGUGCGCUGAGUGUAUGAGAGCCGCGCUCUCUAAUAAUGUGAUUGAACUCCAUGACCGCGUCCGGUUGAUAGUCUGAGCGGGCCGCACCCGUUAAUAACCAAAUAGUAGAGUCUACGUCCGUGACCGGUCAUCUCUUCGAGAAUGUGUCACUCAAAACAUGUCCUCUGUAUCCACCCCGGUAUCGGCUGAGGUUGAGGGAGGGCCGCGCCCUCUAAUAACAAAUCAGUGUCCGGUUCCAUAUAUGAGAGAGGUUCGCUCUCUAUUCGUGAAAAUAAAAUAUCAUUCUCGGAUCGAAGUGAUGGAGGGCCGCACCCUCUUGUAACCCAAACUAGAGUCCCUUAGAGACUUAGAGUGAUCAACUGCAGGGGUACACCAUUUAUAAUAUCAGUUUAUCAGCAAGACUGAGAUCCUGAGGUGGGUCUCUCUCAGACCACGAGACUUCUCUGAAUCACUCACAUGAGAUGGAAUCAACUGUUGAUAAACCAGACCAAUGGGAGAUGGAAUAAUAUACCCCCUCGGGCCGUGUCCAUCCUUAAUAACAGAAAGGGAUGGUAAGAAAAUGCAACCUUCGGAAACAAUGAUGGGAACUACCAACUGACCGCGUGGAUCCCGUGCACGCGCGUGGUCCAGGAUGACCGUCGGUAGCCUGAGGAAAGCUGGAGAUGUUCUACGCAAUCAGGCCUCUCGACGACCCGAGCGAUAGGACAAUUGGAAGAUUCGAAAACCAAGAAACGACAAAUAAUGUAGAUAACGGUAUAUACGUACCUCGGAGAGAAGGUAAAUAGCAGAGCGGAACAGCAAGCCAAGUAAACCUAACUGAAAGGGUCAGGAGCUAAACCUGACGUAGGACUAACUACCAAUACCUAAGAUGGAUACCGGGAAGGCAGCUAAAUGGUUAGUUGCUGAAGGCAAGGCAACCAUGCUCCCCUGUUGGCGUCUGAGCACUGGUCCCUGCUUGUGCAAAAUUUUCUUUGGAGAUGUACCGCCGCCUGGUUGGUGUAAACCGUGGUGGUGCGCCCGGGGGUCCUCAUAAAAAACCUUGCCCCUCAGGGCCUGAGGUUUAGGGCCUUCACACUUCCAAUCAUAUUGAGAUGCCUGUAUACUGGUGUCCUCUUGAAUUGUAAGGCAGCGGUGCUUGCCUGGACUAUUACAAUACUACAUUAAGAAGCAUAAAAUCCCACAACAUAAUAAGAAUAAAAUACUGAAUAUAAGCAAUAAAAUCCCAAAGCCACCAACUAGAAGCAGUAGGCAGUGGUACUCUGACCUGUACUGACAGCGGAGCAGCAAAGAAAGAGGAAAUGAUGCAUGGGAAGGGGAGUUUUAUAGUACCUAACUUUUUUCUGAUUGGUUGUUUUUCUGUGCUGCUGUGGAGUUCUAGUAAAGAGAGACUUAAGCAAAUACGAAUAAAAAUUUGCCCAAUUUUACAAACGUUUCAACAUUUAUUUUUUUGCUUUAUUUUUGUUUGUAUAUUUGUUUAAAAUUGCUUACUGGUAUAAACAAAAGUCAACUGAUGCAUAUUCCUUUUAAUAAAGUCCCAAAUGUGCAGGGAAGUCAAAUGGGGGUUGAUUCUGGAUAAAGAACAAUAUGUCAAGGAUGCAAAAUUAGUCUCAUAACCAUUAACCAGCCAUUGUGGUUUUCUAUUGUGCUGCCCCCCUGUAUCUACAAUCCUCAUGUGCUAUUGACCUCUUUGAACUUCAAUGUCAAGCCAAGAGCUUUCUUUUGAGCUUUUAAUCAAAAAGGCAAAUGAAGCUGAAUAACAAUAAACAAGGAGGUUUAUUAGAAUUUUUAAAAUGCCAGGUAUAGAAGUUCCACUCAUAUACAUGUCAGAAUGAAGGAAAGUUGUGCUCCAAGAAGGAUUUGAGUGUCUGAAAUGAGUGUUGAUUUCCUGGCUAUUUCCCCCUGUUACACUUUGUCUCUAGUGUACGUUUGCUUGUUUUGUUGCACUCUUCUUGAUGCCCAAUAUUCCUUCAUUCUUACAGUGAUUAUAUAUUAUAUCUAUAAAAAAACAUUCAGCUCAUAAUUACUCAAUUAGAUACUUCUUUACACAUACUUUUUUUUUUCUCCCCUUUGGCCAGAUUCUGGCAUUCUGGACAGAUUUUUAAUUUUAUAUAUAUAUAUAUAUAUAUAUAUAUAUAUAUAUAUAUAUAUAUAUAUAUAUAUAUAUAUAUAUAUAUAUAAUAUGUAUACCUGAUUGAUAGCUGUGGAUGUUGCUUUCAGGUAUUGAACACCGCCUCUACGCUGUACAAAUGUUGUCCUUGAGUCCUUCACUAUUCCCUCACUAGGAUAUGAGUAUCACAUUUAUCUGGGGAAGCACUGAACAACUGUUUGAGGGCUAUAACAAUGAGUAGUAUUUUGACAAUGUCACUAGGCAGUUUGGUGUCAGGGCUCAACUAAUGUGACCGUUAUAGAGAUUAAACUAGGGUAACCCUAAUAUUGGUAUACAUAAUUCUAUAUGCAGGUCUCCUGAGAGAUUAGCACAUAACCCAAACAUUUACCAUCCAUCAUGGUAACCAUGUUAUCAGACUUUUUGGUCUUCAGAAUUGAUAUUCUCCUUGUCCCGGUUGGGCACAUGGUAGACUUCAGAUCUACAAGUAACCGUAACAUGCAAGCAGGUUGCUUAUGAGAACUUCUCUUGGAAGUUCUUAUUCCAACUCUACGCUUUCUUGUCUGUAUCCAGAUAUUCAAGGACAGUGUCUGCAAAGUGACCACUGAGCCAACACAAGAAAUUAAGAUAUGUAAUUUGCAACCUCUCCUCUCUGGUUCAGAGCACUUACAUGUUCUACUCUAUCUUUAUCUCUGUGAUACCAUGCUUUAAUAGCUUUCUAGGUUUUGAAGGAUGUUCUGAUCAGUCACAGUAUUCAGUGUCUUGUAUGCCAAGUUACAGAACUGAACCACAUAGGGAUCAAUAGCCUACUGCCUCUGUUGCAAUUCACUGGAGGUUGUAUCAAUAGACAUCCUGCUACAUCCAAAGAGGAGAAUAAUUCAGUGAAUGCAAUGAUGCUUGAAUUCUGAAUACUAUUAAAAAAAUGAGGUCCAAAGUAGCGUUAUCUUAACCUAAAUAAUGAAAAGAGUUGAUUAAUGUUCUGUAAGAUUGUGGACAGCUGCAGAAGCAUAGACAUUGAUAUAGCAACUUCAACAUAUAACACAUGAUCUUGGGAUUUUAUGGCCAGUUCGUGAUCUUGUUUUAAGGUAAACCUUUGAAGUAAAAUACAUUACACAGUCAAUAGAUGUGGGCAGAUAACAAUAAGAAAUCAGGUCAAACAGGAAGCAAAUUUAACAUGCAAGGGAUCUGUCUAGAAAAAGUGUGGGAAUGAGUCGGCAGUGCAAACCCCUUGCAAAAGCUUAGAUGGAUUGACUAGAUUCACUUUAUAUGUAAGAAGUGCAUUCGUGCCAAGUUUUUUUUUGUUUGGCAGUACUUUUAUAAAUAAUGAACUAGUGAUCAUGUUGGAUACUGUGAGAGAAUGGAGGCUCUGGAGGCUGCCUAACACGGUAUAAAAUAUGAAUACUGUAAUAACAUCCAUCUUGCUAUUGUUUUUAUUUUCUGUUGUUCUAUAGUACACAUUAAUCUAAAUGUUUGCUAUGCUUUUCUCAUUCCAAAUUAGGAGUAUUUUCUUAAUGUUUUUUUUUUUUCUUUUCAAAUACAUUUUUCUAGUUGGUUGUAUUAGUCAUGGGGUGUUUCCUGGAUGAGUGUAUACAUUUAUAUCUGUAGUUGAGUGAUUAUGCAAGCAAACAGAAAUUGCUCACCUGCCAUACAAUGUAAGAUUAACCCCUUAAGGACUGGACUGUUUUUGCGAUGUUGUACAUUUGCGACCAGGCAUAUUUUUACACUUUUGUGGUGUUUGUGUUUGGCUGGAAUUUUCCGCUCUCUCAUUUACUGUUCCCAUACAAAUUAUAUAUUGGUUUUUUCAGGACAAAAGGGGCUUUCUUUACAUACCAUUAUUUAUAUAAUCUCAUGUAUUUUAAUUUAAAAAAAAUAAAAAAAUAUGAUGAAAAAUUGAAAAAAAUACAUGUUUUUUGACUUUUACUUGAAAAAUCUUUUACUCAUCUACAAAAGCGAAUUAAAAAAACUGCUAAAUAGAUUCAAAAUUUUGUCCUGAGUUUAAAAAUACCCCGUGUUUACAUGCUUUUUUGCUUUUUUUUGCAUGUUAUAGGGCUAUAGGUACAAGUAGAAUAUUGCGGUUUCAAAACAUAAAUUUUUAAAAUUUAUCAAUAGUGACAUUGUAACACUAUUAUCUGUCAUAAAUCUCUGAAUAACACCCCACAUGUACAUAUUUUUUUUUAAAGUAGACAACCCAGGGUAUUCAAUAUGGGGUAUGCAAGUGGUUACUAAAAAAGACUGGACAUACCCCGUUUGCAAUACCUUGGGUUGUCUUCUUUUGCAAAUGGUAUGCCAUCAUUGGGGUAAUUCUCAUUCCUGGGCUACCAUACGCUCUCAAAGGCAACGUAACCAACCUGGCCAUUUUCAAUGUAAAAAUAUUUGACCCAUAUAUUUGACCUUGUAACUUUCAAAAAUACUAUAAAACCUGUACAUGGGGGGUACUGUUUUACUCAGGAGACUUUGCUGAACACAAAUAUUAGUGUUUAAAAACUGGAAAACGUAUCACAACAAUUAUAUCAUCAGUAAAAGUGCUGUUUGUGUGUGAAAAAUGCAAAAAAAGUCACUUUCACUGACAAUAUCAUCGCUGUGAUAUGUUUUACUGUUUUGAAUCACUAAUAUUUGUGUUCAGCGAAGUCUCCCGAGUAAAACAGUACCCCCCAUGUACAGGUUUUAGGGUGUCGUAGAACGUUACAGGGUAAAAUACAGUGCUAGCAAAUUUAAUUCUCUGGAAUUUCGGCCUGGGUUGGCAGGCAGGUCCCUUAAAUUGCAAUCAAUAAAAUUACUGAAUUAUGUAAAACUAUUACAUAAAUACGCACGUAGAAUUUAAAUAUAUAUGCAUAUUUAUAUAUUUGAAGUCUACGUGUAUAUUUAUAUAAUUAUUUAUGUAAUUUUGUAUAUGGACAUAUAUAUAUUUCUUAUUAUUUUUAUUUAUUUUUAUAUACAUAGAUAUAUAUACAAAUUCAUUCUAAGUGUAUUUUGAUAUAAAUAUAUAUAUAUUAAUUUUAAAAUACAGUUAGAAUAAAAUUUCAUAUAGAUAUAUAUUUUUUUUAUUUUUUAUUAUUAUUUUAAAAAUUUUUUAUUUAAUUUAAAUUACUUAUUAUUUAUAUUUUAUAAUAAUAUAUAUAUACAAUAUAUAUAGUUAUUAUAUAUAUUAUAUAUAUACGUGUGUAAUUUAAUUAUAAGUGUAUUUUUAUAUUAAUAUAAGUACAUAUUAAUAUAAAAAUACACUUAGUAUGGCAUUAUAUAGAUGAUAUAUAGACAUAUAUUAUAUAGAUAUAUUAUAUGUCUAUAUAUCAUAUAUACACAUAUAUAAUUAUUAUUUUUUUUAUUAACACUAACUUUAUUUUUUACUGAUUUUACACUAGCAGGGAGACUGCCUGUCAGCACAGGCAGUCCCCCUGCAGGCAGCACUAUGGACACCUAUUGUGACCAUGUGAUCGCUGUGUUAAGCGAUCACAUGGCCACAGGGGUCCUAAAUCAGUGUGGGGAGACUGUCUGGGCUGCAGGCAGUCUCCCCACAACCGGAGCAACGCUGAUCGCCGCCGGGGGAACGACGGCGAUCAGGUAAGUACCCCCAGACCGUUAGGACGGUUCAGGACCGUCAUCGGUCCUCAAGGCAAAAAUGCCGAUGACGGUCCUGAACCGUCCUCGGUCGCUAAGGGGUUAAAAAAGUUAACUCAUAUUGCCAGCAACAAACAAACAUUAGCAAAAAAAAAAAACGUAUUUCCUGAUUCAGGACAGCUAGUCAACAACAUUAACCCCUUAAGGACCACAUUUCUGGAAUAAAAGGAAAUCAUGACAUGUCACACAUGUCAUGUGUCCUUAAGGGGUUAAUGAUUGUAAAGCGCUGCAGAAUUUGAUGGCGCUAUAUAAAUACCAUAAUAAUAAUGAUGGCCAUCCUUUCUUUUCCAUCUGCAUUAUUAUACUACUGUUUAAAGUACAGUGCUAGCAAAGCCUCGUCCUUCUUAUCAUUUUUAAACCAAAACACUUUAUUUACUAAAAUUCACACAAGUGAGAUAUUCUAAAGUGGACAUUAUACAUGCAGUCUAAAAAUUGUGCUGGCAUAGUCGUGUGUAUGUAUGUAUUUCAGAUUACAUGUGUUAAUUGUAAGUUAUUGGAAAGUAAUGUGUAUUGAAUCUUAAAUCUUAUAGAUCUGUUUUGUAGUUCAUAUUCCUAGACAAACCUCAUGGAAGGAAAAAAAACAUUCCUCUUUUUGUACAUGGUACAUAAUCUAUUUUUAAGAAUUGAUCAUUUAGUUAUUUGUAAACUUGUUUAGUGUAACAUUCUGUGUAUCACCUUAAAAACAAACAAGUGCAGAGCAUCUGUAUAACAGAUCUAUAUGAAUAAAAGCAGAAAUACUAAACGUUAUCCAACUCACUGGAUUCGAUCGGCAUAUGUGCCACUCUCACUUUGACAGCCCUGAAGGGAUCAUUCUCCUUAAUCUGGAAAGGAUCACAAACUGCUAUUGUCUUUUAAAACUUUUUUUUUUUCAUCCUUUUGUUUGUUUUGUGGAUUUGUUUGGCUUAUGUAUUUAUGCAUCUAUUUAAUUAUCAGAACACGCGGUGCCAAUUUAUAGCCAUAUAUGUUGAUACUACUAGAUGAUUGGAAUAAUUGCUUGAAAUGUAGCAACAUUUAGAAAUUGAAACAACUAGCUGUUUUAAAGAUACAAUUGGCAAUAGUAUAUACUGCUGCUAGGCCAGACUAAGCUCACUCACUGCAUUUGGAAAAAACCUGAGGAGCAUAGUGAAACGUGUUAUGCGAAGCUGACACGAGAUUGGGAGAUUGUAAGCGGAGAGAUAAACGCCGAGGUAAAACCGUUCCUUGCUGGAUUUGGUUUUUAAUCUAUUCCCUGCACAGUCACUUCACAACCCCAUAUCGGCUUUUUGUUUUUAUUUAUUCAUCUCUACUUAUUAUUAUUUUAUUAAUUAUAUAGUGCCAGCAAAUUCCGUAGCACUGUACAAUGGGAUAAAAAAAAUAAAGAUUUUUACAAGACCUCAGCAGUUCAUGAUCCUUUCCUGUUUGGUCUGAGCUGAUCCAUUGCACACGAGGAGCCGAAAACCUUCAGAGCUGUCAAAGUGAAAGUGGCAUAUACAGUUAGGUCCGGAAAUAUUUGGACACUGACACAAUUUUCAUAAUUUUGGCUCUGUUCCACUACAGUGGUAUGCUUUGGAUCAUGAGCCAUGUUUGACUUGUGCUGGCUCUGUCCCUGAUCUGCCUCAUUGACAGUCUCAGCCAAUUCUAUGGGGAAGCAAUGUGAUUGGCUAAGACCACCACUUCUGAUGAUGUCAGCAGGCAUAUCAGGGGCAGAGGCAGCAGCUGCAGACUUGAAUACAAGUAAGAUUUUACUAUUUUUAGGAAAGAAAGAGGGAUCAGGGGGGCUAGAUGGUGGAUUUAACACUAUAUGGUCAGGAAUAUAUGUCUGUGUUCCUGACCCUAUAGUAUUUCUUUAGCCAUAUUCAUUAUUUAACUGUAACUCAAAUUUAUUUUGGUAAACAGUUGAAAUAGCAAAACUUGUGUCAGUGUCCAAAUAUUUCCAGACCUAACUGUGAGCUGUAAGCCACUUGAAUCCAGUGAGUUGAAUACCUAAUGUUUUUUUUCCUUUUUUCAUAUAUAUCUGUUGAACAGAUGCUCUGUACCAUAUGUCUUUGUCAUCUGUUAAGUUGGUGCUCUGAAUGCUACAUUGAAGAAGUUUAUAAAUAAGCUUUGUCAUUUACUUCUAUUUUGUGCGCACUAUUUUAUAAUUUACUAUAUUGUAACUAAAGGGCACAGGGUUAAUCCUUUGGUUGCUGCAUUUAUUUAUUUUUAAUCACUAUAUAUAUAUAUAUAUAUAUAUAUAUAUAUAUAUAUAUAUAUAUAUAUAUAUAUAUAUAUUUUGCAUUGUUUCAUUGUUUGCACGUUAAAGGUUUUCUUUUUCACAUGUUAUUUUGCUCCUUAAACGGGUGUUUACACCUAAUUUUCAACUUCAUGAUUUCUAAUAGUUUUAUAUUUAAGCAUCUUAUUUAACUUGUGGUUAAUGUUUUUAAAAAAGGAUUUUAUUGACUGUGUGUAUUAUUUAAAAUGUUCAAUAAAAUGUUGUUUUGGUUCGAAUUGUUUGACUUGUAAAAAAAUGGACCGUACUGCAACAUAUUUUAUUUGCACCCCGAUAAAAUUAUUUGAAAUGUUUCUAUUCUGAUACUAUUUGCCAAAAACGAUUUACCAGUUCUAAAUAAGUUAUAGCAUUGCUAUUUGACAGUGUUUAUGUUUUUUUUUUUUCUUCUUUUUUUUCUUUUUAGUGCAAAUUGGAGCUGCAGGAAAUUGGUGGUCCAGUGGACCAUGCAACAGCUUUUGGCAGAAUUGCAUUUGCUUGCCCUAAGGAAGAGGUGAGAGUAAAUUAAUUGGUGGUAAUUCAUUCUUAAGGUGAACCUGUUGUGCAUAAAAAUUACUUUCCUGAACUUGCUUCGAUAUACAUUGAAUAUACCAUAUAUUACAAUUGAGAGAUUUACUCACCUCUCCUAAUUUCAAUUGAGAGAUUUACUCACCUCUCCUAAUUUCAGCACCGCCAUCUUCAAGCUUUGUCAGUGGUACUCUUCAUGUAACACCCACCUCUGAGCUAUCCACUGCUCCACCUCCUCUCUGUCUGCGGCCUUCUUUGCUUUGAUGUGCUUCAGGACACUUCCCCAAGCAGGGCAAACCUCCUCAGUGACGUUGGCAAGCUGGCUCUAUUGCCAAUGAGAUGAAGUGGUCUGGGUGCAUAUAGCGUCCCUUUAAUUAUGCUAAAUUUGCUUUGGUGCUUAGAGUAACACUUUAAAUGUUACCUGACUUGCACUUAAAUUAUAGAUAUAGGUAACUAAAUCUGACUUAAAUAAUUAUGUUUUCAAAAUACAAAAAAUAAAUGAGGCAAGGGUCUAACAGUGGGUGAGGCAAGAGGGAAAAUUGGAGGUGGUUAUAGAAAAUGUUUGAAUAAUACAACCACUUUCCACCAGAAAAGUUGGGCUCUCCAAUGCUUUUGCCAUAAUUAAGGUCAUAAAUAGGGGUUUUGUGUGUAGUGAGUUAGGACAAAUGAUCAUAUGAGUCUUUCUCGAUCAUGUAGCUAAUGCAUGAGCAGGAAAGGGAGUUGUGUGGAGAAGAGGAGAAGCUGGUAGAAAGACCUCUCAACAGGAGGUUAGCGAAAGGCAGAUAUUUUGACUGCAAGUAAUGAGUAGAGGGGAAAAGUGAAAAUAAAUAAAUAAUGGAGGGGUAGAAAGGAGGAAGAAAGAAUUGAAGGCUGCCUAUUUCAUCCUUAUGAAUUAAAAUUUAAACCGUGGCCACCCUGUAUGUAAGUGUCGGAAAAUUAAUUUACAAAUAUUGUCAAUCCAUAUUUCCUAUCUGUGAGAGGACAACAAUUUUCUUCAUUUUCUAGUUGAAGUAUAAUAAUGACUGCACAGUAUUCUGCCUGCUCAUUGAUUUGUCUCCCCAUUCUCUUGUAUUAUAAGCUUCCCAACAUUGAAGCACUGAUGAAAAAGGAGAACCAGAAAAUACUAACUCCGCUUGUGAGCCUGGACACUCCUGGAAAAGCUACAGUCCAAGUUGUAAUCUUGGCUGACCCUGUAAGCACUCAAAUGAUUUUAAAAGCAACUGGUAUUUAAAAUCUAGAGCAAUGUAACAAAUGUUUUAGAGUUGCCUUUCAUUUUAAGGUUGCUUUUGUAUAUUUAUGUUUUCCAGUAAAUAGAUGUCAUUUUACCAUACAAUCCUAUCCGUUUAUAAACCGUUUUAUUAAAUUAUUAAUCCUGUGUGAUAAAUUGCUAGUGGAUAAAACUAUUAUCCAAUAAAACUCAGUUUGACAAGAAUUUACUGGAUAAAUUGUUGAGGAUGAAGCUUUUCAAGAACUCUCCCAGACUGAUACCAAUGCAGACAAACUUCUGAAUGAUGUAAGCUCCUAAUUAAUUGUAAUAAAGAAGCUGUUUUAUGUAGGUAAAUCGGUAAUGGAGUUUAAAGGAACACUAUAGCGUUAGGUAUACAAAUAUGUAUUCCUAACGCUAUAGAGCCCUAGUCACCUAGAUGGUGACUAGGGCCCCUUCCGCAGCAAAUAAAUGGUUAAUUAACCAUUUAUUUUCUUACCUUAAUCAAGCGCCGGGCUCCCUCGGCGCUGGUGACCUCUCCUCCAUCGACGUCAGCUCCAUAUACCAGAAUUAAAGGCUGAAAAAGUAGAGGCUGUCCUGGUGAUUGAGAGGUCUGCCUGCUUCUGACUCUUAUAGAGUACUGUGGCUGUUUUCAGUUUACACCCAUUGUGGCUUACAGCUCAGUGACUUGAGUUGUGAGUGUAAAAGCAAAUAAAAGUACAAAGAAAUAAGCCCCACACUCACACUAAUCUUGGGCGGCAGCAAUGGCUAGAAUUUAUCAGCAAACGAGUAGUGGAAGUUUAAGUACAGGGCUUCUUUAUGUGCUUUUGUAAUUUAGGGCUUAUUUUCUUGCGUUUUUGUUAUACAGCCAUGUUAUAGUGCUGCCCACUCUAUUAAGGGUUAUUUUAUUUGUAGGGGUUCAUAACAAUACUCUUUGUCUCAUUCAUUCAAGAGUGUACCUUUUAAGCUGAAAGAGGUAAGGUGAAUGGUUAGUGCAGGACUUGCCUAGGAUUUGCCUUGACGUAGCUGUUGAGCUUAUAUGUUAAUUGCUUUUCCUAUGGAAAAAGCAUUGGAUUGGCUGAGAUCAUCAAUUCUGCACAGCACUGGAAAUAAGAUGCCUUGUCUUAUCUUUUAAGGGGGGAAAGCCACCUAAAUGGUGUUUUUAACACUAUCGGGUCAGGAAUACAUGUUUGUGUUCCUGACCCUAUAGUGUUCAUUUAAUUGAUCCAGAAUCCUCAACCUUGUGAUUAAUAUUUAUUUAUUUCCUAUUUUAAAAGAAAAUAUAUUCAAAAAAAUCUAUUCACACACCUCAAAUGAAAAGCCUAAUUUUGAGAUACAACGACCUCGAUAAGAAACAAACAAGCAGCCAACUGUCCAUUUAUUCAUGUUCCCCGGAACCAUAUAGUAAAAUAAAAUUAAAAUAAAAAAAGCUAUAAUUUAUAUACAUGCAACCCUAUUGAUCAAAAUACAUUUUAAAUGUUGCAGUUAAUUGAUUGCGCAUACCUUUUGUUCAGUUUGAUUUAUAUAAUAUGUGUUUCCUAUUUUUAUUUUUAGGAUGGACAUGAAAUUUGCUUUGUUGAGGAUGAAGCUUUUCAAGAACUCUCCCAGACUGAUCCCAGUGCAGACAAACUUCUGAAUGAUGUAAGCUCCUAAUUAAUUGUAAUAAAGAAGCUGUUUUAUGUAGGUAAAUCGGUAAUGGAGUUUACCUCCAUCGACGUCAGCUCCCUAGUAAAGCCAAAUUCACAUGUGUGGCCAGAGGCGCGCGUGCAUUCAAACCUGCCCAUAGGAAAGCAUUACUCUGCUUUCCUAUGGGGAUCUUUUUUUGACGCUGGAGGUCUGUGAGGUGGUCUGGGUUCCUGUAGUGGUCCUUUAAGAAAACACUAUGGCCUCAAUUUAAUCCAGUCAAAAACAGCCUUUUUAUGGCUGUUUUUUAUUAUUACCAUCAUAUUAUUGGAUUUUGGCUGGAUUUAAUGCCAAGUGAAAUUCAAGCAGCUGAUAAAUGGGUCAGCUGCUCAAAAUAACCGGAGUUAAAUGUGUGAUAAAAACACAUUUGUCUGCCUUCUUUAACAACUAACCCUGUUUGACAUAAAAAAAAAAAAAAGCAAACAAAAAAAAAAAACUACAGGUUCAAUAUGACUUCCCAUUAAUGAGGUUUGAUAUCUCACUUAUUCUCCCAUUCAUGGUAUGUGUAAUAAACAGUGAGCAGUUACUGUAAUAAAAUAAAUAAUUCAAUAAACAGUAAACCUAUGGGCAUCUGAAGUCACAUACUCAGCACCACUCACAAGCAGCAUGGCUAUAAUUAAAAUAAAUAGUAGGGGCAUAGUGUCCUCCCCAGCCUCCACCCACCCAUAGCCAACAUAAGUUGGGACUAAUAAAUGAAACAAGGGUGUGGGCUAGUGUACACCCCAGCUCCCAUCCAUGGCUGGUGGGUGGGGAAUAUAAAAAAAAUAAAUAGAAAGGUUAGUGGAUUUACAAUUAUGUCCACACCCUGCUCAAAACUGUGGCCAGUUGUCCCUAGCUAUCCCCGCACAAUUGUGAAAGCCUUGCGUACCCCGUCAUCAUAAUGAAAGUUGUUUUUUUGGGGGGAGGAGGGGGGCAAAAUAUUGAAUCCCCUUGAAGAAAAAUGUUAUCUACCAUCAGAUAUCUUCUUUAAUUCAGUCCUACAAAAGGCCAAACAAAAAUCCAUAAUUACUGAUGAUACUAUGAAAAAUAUAUUUAACAACACCAUGAUAUCACAUAAGAUAUAUUUAAUAAAGAGCCGAUGCUUUGUCCUACAACUACCCUGUGAACCAUUCUCAUUAUAUUCAAUGAACCAUAUAUCACUGCGAGUCUUGUUUGCAGUAGAUGUUGACAUUGUAGAGGUUCUUGGAGGCAGUCCAAGUGUGCACCAUUUAAUGCCACAGCUGUAUUUUUUUGCUUCGUACUACAUGUCAGGGUGCAGAAGAUAUGUUAAUACUAGAUAAAGGCGUAAGUAUAACAUUGUGAAUUAAAAUCUAAAAUCUAUAAAUUUAAAUGAAAAUAUUAAUAAACAAAAAUUGUACUCGAUACUCAAAGGUUUUGUUAUAUAUAUUUAUUUUUACUUUAUUUUAUAUGCAUGAUUAGUUUUAAUAAUCAGAAUUUUAAAAUGUACAAUUAUUAGCGGAGUGUUGUCUGAAAAUUGCCAUAUUAAAUCUCGUGCCUACAUAUUCUACAGCGUGUUACAAUAAAUAUGCUUACAAAUUAAAUCAAACGUGUUUAAGUGGUAAUAAACAAGGUAUGUAAUAGUCCUCUUGUAAGCAUUCAAUUUAGAGAAGGUGGGCAACCGACUAAUUAGGCCAUGUGAACAAUUUUGGAGCCUAGACUAUUUAGUAGAGUCCAGGGAUGCUAAAUAUUACAGAUUUUAGAGGAGAGAGAGCUAUAGGAUAAAAAUUGACAAAUAUGUAUGUAGUGCAAGUUGUUAAAAAUAAAAUAAUAGUGCGAUGGAUAACAGUUUCACUUACAAUAGCUGAGCAUCACGCGAAAUGCAGGAGUAUCGUAUGUUCGCCUAUAUAAUGUUGGAUGUAUAAACUGAUCAAUUCAAUCUGAUAAAGGGUCAUCAAAUAACAAAAUGUACUGCAAAUAUAAGUGGGCUUCUUUAGUGUUAGUCUUAGUUUCUCUUUUUAGAAGUUAUGUCUUGUAAACAAAAUGUGAUUAUAUAUCACUGACUAUAAUUAUUGUAUUGUUUUAUGCUUAUGUGUCUAUACACACACACACACACAAGUUUUUUAUAAUUAAUAUUCAAUAAGCAAAGCUUAAAGGAACACUAUAGGUCAGGAACGCAAACAUGUAUUCCUAACCCUAUAGUGUUAAACCCACCAUUUAGGUGGCUUACCUCAGCCUCCUUAAAAAUAAUUAAAACUCUCCUUAUUUCCAGUGCCGUGGGGAUCUGCCGGCGCUUCUGCUUCCUUGACGACAUCAUCAGAAUUGCCAAUUUUUAGUCAAUCCAAUUCUUUCCCAUAGGGAUUGGCUAAAAUCAGCAAGGAGGCGGGAUGGGGGAGGGGCCAAACACAGUCAGUCAGCAUUUCUUCAUAGAAUCAAUACAUCUCUAUGAGGAAAAUUCAGCGUCCCCAUGCAGAGCAUGGAGAUGCUGAAUGGCAGUGCUGCCUACUGUGCAGCACCGCCCCAGGAAGCACCUCCAGUGGCCAUCUGAGGAGUGGCCACUUGGAGGUGUCCCUAUGGGGAAUGUAAACACUACUAUACGUAGUCCACCUGGGAGUGAGAAUAACUAAAUCCAUAGCAACACUAAUAAAAUAUAAUCACUUCCAAAUGUUGACAACACUGAGACAAGAACUAGACAAAUGGAGGGAGGUGCGAAUCUCCUGGUCAGGCCGAAUAAAUGCCCUCAAGAUGAUGUCCCCGCCCAAGCUGUUAUAUAUUUUUAGGAUGCUUCCUAUCCAAAUUCCUAAAAGUUACUGUGACAAGGUGCAGAAGCUCUUCACGGACUUUAUAUGGCAUAAAAGCAGAGCUAGAGUAGCGAGGGAAGUGUUGCAGAGACCAUAUGCGGAGGAUGGCAUGGGUGUCCCUCAGGUUAUGUACCGUUACCCUGAAAUCCGAGGGUCUUGUACAGAUUGUGAGGCAGCAGAUCUAAUAUCUAAAAGAGUUUGUGGAAAGUUAAAUUUGAACCAGCUUUAAAAAUGUAUGACAUUUCGACUUUCUUGGAUUUAUCCAAUGCUUCUUUGGUACUUGAAUUGGACAUCUUUUUCUUAAAGGGAAACUCCAGUGCCAGGAAAACAAUCCGUUUUCCUAGCACUGCAGGUACCCUCUCCCUCCCAGCUCCCAUCCCAGGUAGCUGAAAGGGUGAAAACCCCUUCAGGUCACUUACCUGAGACCGCGCCAAUGUCCCUCGGCGGUGGUUUCAGGUCGGCGUCGCUCCUCCCAGUAAUUACGACUGAUCCCGCCUGCCGGCUGAGGAAACCUAAUGCGCAUGCGUGGCAAGGUCUGCCCAUAGGAAAGCAUUGAAAAUGCUUUUCAAUGCUUUCCUAUGGGGGAAUUGAGUGACGCUGGAGGUCCUCACACAGCGUGAGGACGUCCAGCGACGCUCUAGCAAAGAAAAUCUUUGCUAUGAAGCAGGAAGUGCCCUCUAGUGGCUGUCUAGUAGAGGUGGAGUUAACCCUGCAAGGUCAUUUUUGCAGUUUAUUAAAAAAUGCAAUAAUUACAGUUGCAGGGUUAAAAAACUGCAAUAAUUACAGUUGCAAUAAAAAACUGCAAUAAUUACAGUUGCAGUGGGAGUUGGCACCCAGACCACUCCAAUGGGCAGAAGUAGUCUGGGUGCCUGGAGUGUCCCUUUAAAGCUAUCUGGCAAAGGUUUGUAACAGGAGGAGCAAGCUAUGUGUUUAGUUUUUGCCACGACUUUGCCUUUUUCAACAAGUUUAUCGCUUGUUUCAGGAGGAUUAUAAUGAAAUAAAACUGAACUUGGCAUAUGUUACUGAGUGAUAAUAUAAAGUAUGGAAAACUACUUUUCCAAGGUGUAGUGGAAAGCAGGUGAGGAGCACACAAAUAGUGUUCUGAAAAAGCACCUAGCUGUCAGAAGCUGUGGCUGGGUUUAUAUACCGGCAUUAUUGGUUUUCAAUUCAGAUUUUAGCAUCAAGCACUCAGGUCACUUUGUGCAUGGAGUCUCAGUUGGACAUGCGUUCCACUUGGAAAACCUCCCAGUCACAUGCUAGCAUGCCUUCCUCCUGUCCUGCACCGGCAAAGCAAAAAGGAUGCAUGUGCCUAGCUGAGAGACUGACCUUUAACAAAACUCUCGCCAGCUGACCCGAUCUUCUGCACAGACUAUCCAGGAGCCUCCAUCCCCGUCACUACAUGCUAUGUGAAGACUACAUGCUAAGCCGAGACAAACAGUAACAGGGAGCUUUAUGGGCAGAGGGAUUUAAUUUUUAAAUUUCCCUCCAAACUAGACUGCAUGUCCUGCAGAAAUUGCUAAAGAUUCCUAAGGUUCUGUACUGCCUCUAUAGGAAUAAAUAACUAACAUGAGCUUGUUAUGACUGCUGUAACUUGUCCAGUCCUUGACUUGAAAGAUCACAGGAUGAAUCUGCAUAAACAUAAUAUUAAAAACAAAACACAUUUUGCCAUAGAAGCCAUGUCUUCAAAUGAUAUUUGGUCAAAAUAACAAAAUAGUAUUAAAGGCUAUGUUGCUAUUAUGGCGGGAUUGUGUUAAAUUGUGAUGCUUGCUGUUUUGUAAUGCUGAUAUUUUUUUUAUUGUAAUGUCAUUUGUCACUUAUAGGCUAUGGUAGCUGACAAAAGUGAGGAGUGGUUUGCAAAGCGCAAAAUGCAGAAGCCUUCAGCAUAAUUCAAGCUACUAAAACUUCAAAACUGUGUUCUCCACCGAAGACUGACAACCCUUAACACAGUCAAACAAGAAAAUAAAAUACUAUAUUGUGCAUUAAAACAAAUGUGUGU